Podarcis lilfordi (Lilford's wall lizard) is the source of this 47972-nucleotide messenger RNA. Lineage: Eukaryota; Metazoa; Chordata; Lepidosauria; Squamata; Lacertidae. The record is from the annotation of a GenBank genome assembly.
GAUCACGUGUCUGCGAGCUCUUCGCUCCUGCCCGAAGCCGCCUCGGCUGCUGCUUCUUAUUCAUUCGUCGGCGCGUCUUAGCGACAACAGCGCACAAUUUCGGGCUGCUGCUGCCGCCGCCGCCGGUCUCAUUGCGGGAAACGGCGCCCAGGUAAGUCCCUCGAGAAGCAGCCCCACCAGGCAGGGCAAAAGCGCCUCGGUUUGCCUCGCGGUUUCGGUUUCUACGGGAACGAGGAAACCCAGCAGGGUGGGCUUUGGCCGCUGAUGCUGCGCGGGAUGAACGUCGGAACCGGGUCUUUCCCCGAUUGCUGGUCCUGGAGGUGGUCUCUCCCCCGCCGUCACCCCCCCCCCAGGGGGUUGAGGCAUCGAUCUCUCCCCGACCCGCUUCAGACCGCUAGCGAUGCCUCCUUGGAAGGCAGCGGCAGGAAUCAUACAAUUGGAAGGGGCCUCUGAAAGUCAUCUAGUCCAACCCCUCGCAGGAAUCGUUUGCCCAUCGUAGGGCUCAAACCCACAUCCCCCGGUCCUGAGUGCACUUAGGGCAGGAGGCUUUAAGAAGAGCCCCGGGGGAUCUUUUUUUAAAGAGAUCUGGUGGCUUUCCGGCAAGGGUGCCUUUGUUUUAAGCGCGUUGCUGGUGCCCAGGGUGAAAAAGUGAAUACAGAAUACUAGUAGUAGUAGUAAAUAAUAAUAAUAAUAGUUGUAGUAGUAGUAGUAGUAAAUAGUAGUAGUAGCUCUGUCGGUAGAGCAUGAGAAUCUUAAUCUCAGGGUCAUGGGUUUCAUGAGGGGGUUGGACUAGAUGAUCCUGGCAACCCUUUCCAACUCUUAUGAUUCUAUGAACAACAACGCUGCCUUUGCUCGUCCUGCUGGGACGUCACUGUGAUUCACCUCUGGAGAUUAAAGCUCUUUAGCAAAGAGGAAAAUGCAUGAGGUCAGUUUGUGGGUCACCUCAUAGGCGUGCCCAGCCCGGCAUUUGUCACAGCUGACGGGGUGACGCUGGAAGUGAUAGGAAGAUUGUGCCUGCUUUUAGGUUUGGAUGUGUUCCAGGUCAUUUCCACAGGCACACUAGUCUCCUUAGGUAAGGGGUGGGGAUUGGGAUUUGAUGGCUCUCAAAGGUUGCUGGAAGACAAUAUCCUUACUGCCCAUUGGCCCUACUGGCUGGGGGUUGAUGGACUUUGGGAGUCCAGCAACUUAUAUGGGGGCUACAGGUUCUCCAUCGCUACUUUAGGAACUUAAGAAGCUGCCUUAUAACUAAAUCAUGCCAUUGAUCCACCUUGCUCUGUGCUAUCUCUUUUGGCCAGCAGGGACUCCCCAGAGUUUCAUAGAGGGGUCUUUCCCAGUUUUUUCUGGAAGAUGCAGUCACAAUUUCUAAUGGAUACCAAAAUUUUAAAAAUGAUCGACAUUACAAAAUACAACCAGUCUUGAGUAAAUUGGAAGCCAAACCACAUCCAGACAUUAAUAUUUGUGUUUUCAUUUUGCAUUUUUAUGUUGUGAACCGCCCUUAGAACUUUGGAUGUAGGGUGGUACAUAAACGUAUAAAUAAAGAAGAAUAAAAACAAAUGAGAUACCUAUAGAAAGCAAUCACAUUUCUGAUCAAUAUUAUGCUUAAAAAACACAAAUAAAAGCUGUUUCAAAAUAGAAUAAAAAUGGGCUGUUUGGAAUAAGGAAAAGUGGGACGCCAAACAGUAUUCAAAUAUUUAAUAUGCAUAUACAGUGGUACCUCGCAAGACGAAUGCCUCGCAAGACGAAAAACGCGCAAGACGAAAGAGUUUUCCGUUUUUUGAGUCGUUCCGCAAGACGAAUUUCCCUAUGGGCUUGCUUCGCAAGACGAAAUGUCUUGCGAGUUCUUGCGAGUUUGUUUCCUUUUUCUUAAAGCCGCUAAGCCGCUAAUAGCCGUGCUUCGCAAGAUGAAAAAACCGCAAGACGAAGAGACUCGCGGAACGGAUUAAUUUCGUCUUGCGAGGUACCACUGUAGACUGAAAGGGAGGUGGAACAGCCUCUUCCUGAAAGUUUAGGUAGGUGAUGAGUGGAAAUCAGAUGAAGGAUUAGGAUUAGGAUUCUAUGCUUCUUGGAUCUUGCUUUUAAAUUUCGGCGUCAACAUUAUAUUGGCUUCCUAGAGAACUUCUGCCCUGGGGCAGCUCUAGAAAUCAAGUGGGUAAAUAAAUAUGGGGAAAGCAAAUUGUCAGAGAAGGAUCUGAAAUAUUUUCCUUGAAGCUUGCAUUUGUUUUAUUCUGGAUUGCUUUAUCUGAUGUUUUAAUGUGUUGCAAACUGCUUUGAAAUAUUUUCUUUUAAAAAUAUAAAGCGUUAUGAAAAUGGAAAUAACAAUAAUAAUAAUAAUACAUUUCACUGCAAAAAAAGUUGCCUAGACAUUCCGUUGUAGCCCACACAAUAAGUUUUCUGCUUUUGACAGCAAUUGCAAUGUACUGUGUUAGAUGCUGUAUGACCAUUAAUUGUACAGUGGUUACAUACGCUUCAGGUUACAUACGCUUCAGGUUACAUACGCUUCAGGUUACAUACGCUUCAGGUUACAGACUCCACUAACCCAGAAAUGGUACCUCGGGUUAAGAACUUUGCUUCAGGAUGAGAACAUAAAUCGUGCUCUGGCGGCGUGGCAGCAGCAGGAGUCCCCAUUAGCUAAAGUGGUGCUUCAGGUUAAGAACAGUUUCAGGUUAAGAACGGACCUCCGGAACGAAUUAAGUACUUAAUCCGAGGUACCACUGUAUUUUUGUUGCUUCUUUUAUUUCUUAUAGAUUGUAUUUAUUGUAUGCUGUAGAAUCCAAACUGCAAUACAACGAAGUACAAUAUAAGGAAUAAUAGAAGCAAAAAUCAGACUGAUCUAGUAAAUUAGAUCAGUAGUUGGGAUCCUUUUGAGGGUCUCCCUUGAGAGAGGUUGUGGACUCUCCUUCCUUGGAGGUUUUUAAGCAGAGGUUGGAUGGCCAUCUGUCAUGGAUGAUCUAGUCAAGAUUCCUGCAGUACAGAGGGUUGGGCUAGAUGACCCUUGGAGUCCCUUCCAACUCUACAAGUCUGUGACUCUAUAAUUCUAUUUGAUGAGCCAACAUGACAGUGAUGAGGGACUGAGGGUUGGAGUGAUCAUUCUGUGAUACUAUGGCAGUGGACAAAGCUGCAUUGUAACUUUUGAAUAAACGUGUUUUAAUUAAAACAAAUGAAUCGGUACAGCUGUUUAUGGCAAUGGGUGUGCCAUGUCUGAUCUUCAACCACACAUCCACAAGCACAUUGUAGACCACCUGGAUGUAGCAGUGGUUUGUGGACCAUAAUUUUGAGAACUGCUGCCCAGCAUCUAUUUGCUGUAGCAUUGACAGUUUGCACUGGGCUUAGGUGACUUCCUGCUUACUGGUCAAACACAGCCGGGCAGCUAGCAAUAAACUGAACCGAAGCUCCCUAUGUGGACCUGUGGGAUUGUUCAAAGGUUAAAGGUUAAGCAAAACAACUUUGGCAUCUUGUGCAAUUGGGCAUUGUAUAAUACGACUGAGAAUUUAGCAACAAUGAGCGCUCCUAGCACAGGCAGCAAACUAGAACUUACCUGGCGAGUAUUUUCCAUCAGUGGAAACUAUAGUGCAUUUGAAAUAGCUGCAAUUUAGAUGGCCUCGCGUACCAGCUACUAAUGCGCUUAUAUUGCAUCUCUUGUAGUUUUCAACAAACAUUUGAAGUUUUGACUGAUCCGCUUUGGGUCGUUGCCUGCUAAAUCCUAUCAACAAGUUUGUGUGUUCAAAACAAGCUCCCAUUAACCCUGGGUAAGUACUCAAUGAUGCCUUGAGAUUCAUAUUCCUUUUUGAGAUUACUGUGUUGAUACAUAUGGUGUACUGUAAUAUGCAUUGCUGCCACAGCAAGUAAUGAAAGUUGUGGGCAUUUACAGAAAGGGAACUGAUUGUGUCAGGAGCCCUAGAUCAAAGAAUAGGCCAGGUGGGGAACUGGUGGCCAUUCAGAUGUUGCUACAGUUCCCGUUCUCCCUGACCAUUGGCCAUGCUGGAAGAGGCUGAUGGGAGUUGUAGUCCAGCAAGGGCUGGAUCGCUUGGUUGGGUGCAGCGUGGUGCUGAUAGUGCCAAGGUUGCAGGUUUGAUCCCCAUAAGGGACAGCUGCAUAUUCCUGUAUUGCAGGUGAUUCUCAGGGUCCCUUAAACUCUAUGAUUCUAUGAAAACAUCUGGAAAGGAAAACAUCUGGAAGGUCACAGGUUUCCCACCCCUGGAGUAGGUGGUGAUGCUAUCAGCAGGAAGCAGACUGAGGAGGCUGUUUGUUUUAGGUUUUCUUCAAAAAUUCCUAAGCUGUUCCCAGCCAACAUUUCAGGAAAUUAGUUGAUGGGUGUUGUAGGAGAAAAGUCAGGUGCCAAGCACCCCAGAUCUGUGAUUCUACUCUCAUGGUCUGCUAUUCUAUGGAGGCAACUGGUCUGUCCUCAUUAGCAAGCAAAUAAGUCAAAGGAAUGUGUCUUCUUGCCUCUUGCUCAAUUUUGUACCCAUUGACACUAGGUAAGAGGAUUUGUUCUAACUAGAUAAUGCUUAUGGCUGUGCCUUUUCUGAUUCUGGGACAUUUGCUUGUCCAAGUCAAAUAAAUGAACAGGAGUGGCACUUAGAUAAUAGUAAGCAAUACUUUUUUUUGUUGGCAUCUGUCUGUAACAAAAGUAAAAGCUAUGGACGGUGGCUGUAUAGGCAGCCUAAGAUAAAUACUUUUGCAGUCAAGAGUUAAUAAUCCAUGGAAUAAAAUUUAAUUUAUUUAGGUUGGCCUAAUUGGAAGUUAACCUAUCAAUGUGCAUACUCAGAUGUAACACCAAACUGUGGUUUGGCGUUACAUCAAGGGUAGGGAACCUUUGGCCCUGCAGGUUUUGCGGAAAUACAACUCCCAUCAUCCCUGACCAUUCACCAUGCCUGCUGGGGAUGAUGGGAGUUGUAGUUCAACAACAUCUGGCGGUUUCUAAGGUUCUCUACCCCUGUGUUACAAUGCACAAGCAGAGUCCCCGGGAGCCUCAGGCGCACAUGUUCCCUCGUCCUCCUCCCUUCACAAGCUGCAGUUUCUAAACUGACUUCUUGUUUGUUGGCAAGCCAGAGUUUGUUGUUGCGUUCAAAGGUGGCAAUUUCUGGUUUGCUGUAGUCAUUGUUUACUCUUAAACCAGGAUGCCAGACAACAGUUUGACACUGGUUUGAGAGGCUGAUUGAAGAGCAAAUUAUGGUUUGCGUAUACCAGAGUUUGCCACAUUUUGCUGCAACAGCAAACCAUGGUUUUCCAAGGAGCUUUCUCUGUGUUUUCCUUUAUUCUAAGCAUGCAUAGGAUUGAUACCUUUGCCCAUGGUCCAGGCAGGAAUGUUGCACCAUUCUGCUUGUGCAUGAGAAAGAGAGAUGGGGAACCUGUGGCCACCCAGCCAUUGUCUUGUAGUAUUCUUCCAUUCCCCCCUACUAUAUUGCUCCUUUAGCAAGCCGUUGCUUCUCCUUUUUUACCUUUCGUGAUGGAUUUCACCAAUUCUCAUGGCUUCUUCAUUGCAUGCCGCCUCUGGCAGGCCCACACUUACCUAAAUAAUUGUUUGGCAUUAGUCAGAAGCAUGGAAAAUCUGAAGUAGCCCUGAGCACAGUGGAGUAAUUAUGGACAGAGAGAUGACGCAGUCUCAGGCGAAGAGGUAUUUCUCCUGGCUUUACAGUGCCCUAAGUGGCUGUUGCUUCCUCUUUCCCUUGGGAGUCGGUUCACAGGAAUUUCUUUGCAAGUGGCUCUGCAGUUGGAAGCCUUGCAUUUGUCUUCUACAGUGUGCAGUGAGCACAGUUGCUAGAAGGCAGGAGUGACCAAGGAAGACCUAGGACUCAUGUUAGGGUCUCAGUUAUGAUGCUAAUUUAGGAGGCCUUAAUGAACGCACCAGGGACGCGGGUGGCACUGUGGGUUAAACCACAGAGCCUAGGACUUGCCGAUCAGAAGGUCGGCGGUUCGAAUCCCCAUGACGGGGUGAGUUCCCAUUGUUCGGUCCCUGCUCCUGCCAACCUAGCAGUUUGAAAGCACGUCAAAGUGCAAGUAGAUAAAUAGGUACCGCUCCAGCGGGAAGGUAAACGGUGUUUCCAUGCGCUGCUCUGGUUCGCCAGAAGUGGCUUAGUCAUGCUGGCCACAUGACCCAGAAGCUGUACGCCGGCUCCCUUGGCCAAUAAAGCGAGAUGAGUGCCGCAGCCCCAGAGUCGGCCACGACUGGACCUAAUGGUUAGGGGUCCCUUUACCUUUAAUGAAUGGACCAGUCCUACCCCUGACUUCUCCCAAUUUUCACCAAAUCAUACCUCUCCCCUGCACCCUUUUGAAAACAGUAGCUCAGACGGACCAUUGCAAAAGGGCCAGAUUCCCUCUGAUCCUUUCCUGUCCAAACACUAAACAUGUGGGUUAAACAUCUGAUAAGCAGCCUCAGUAAACAAGUCAGGGAAAGCCUGGAGACCAGGUUGCCUUCUUUGGCUAGACUUGUAGCCUGCCCGAGAGAGACAUUGGGGGGCGGACCAGGUGAGCUGACUGGGAGCAACCCUUACAUAGAGGUUGGAGGGCAAAUCAUGGCCUUGGCUUAUAACCUUAUAUAGCCGUUGUUAGGAAGCCAUUAUAAAAGGUUGUUGGCAUCGGUCUGUCUCAAGAGACCAGGGGUUAGCAAACUUUUUCAGCAGGGGUCCGGUACACUGUCCCUCAGACCUUGUGGGGGGCCAGGCUAUAUUUUGAAAAAAAAUAUGAACGAAUUCCUAUGCCCCACAAAUAACCCAGAGAUGCAUUUUAAAGAAAAGGACACUUUCUAUUCAUGUAAAAACAUGCUGAUUCCUGGACCGUCCGCGGACCAGAUUUAGAAGGCAAUUGGGCUGGAUCCGGCCCCCAGGCCUUAGUUUGCCUACCCAUGCUGUAGAGUGCGCUUCUGGGAGUGAAGUCACACUGUUGCAUUAGUAGCACAGAAGCACUGGGGCGCAAGGCUGGGCUGUGUGUCUGGAGGUCCGGGGCUGCCCUGACAAGACCCCUAGUCUUGGCCUCACUGAGCGAUACGUUUGACACCAGCUUGGCUUCAUGAGUUUUUGGAAGGAGGUGUACAAGACAUCAUCCAGCCGUCUUAGGGACUCCCCUCCAGAUUUGAGAAGGGUUUACUCCUUAGCCUUUCCUUCUCCUGAAGAUAUCUCACAAGGCAGUGGAGGUUUAAGGUCAGAUUUCCCCCCCUUCUAGAUCAGGAAUGUCCAACUUCCAAGAGACUGCGAUCUACUCCCACUAAAAAAAACCUGGCGGUGAUCUACCCAUUGGAUUGACCAAGGUUGUUGAGCUUUUGGGGGGAGCAUUGGUCAGAGUUGUUCAGCAUUUUGGGGGGAGGAAGACCCAAAGUUGUUGAGUUUUAUUGGGGGGUGGGCAAUCGAUCAGGAUCACGCAAUCGACCAGGGAUGAGGGACACCCUGCGAUCGACCAGUAGAUCGCGAUUGACCUGUUGGACAUCCCUGCUCUAGGUGGGCUAGCUUCCCAUGAUGGUCCUCGUCUACCCCUCACUUCCCUCUACAGGACAUGCAGGAAACCCCUUAAACUGAGUAUUUUUUAUUUUAUUUUAUUUUAUAAAAUUUAUUUAUAUUAAUUUAUUAUUUUAUAAAAUAACUACUAUUCCCCCCCUUUAUUAAUGCAUGAGCUAAAGCUAGCCUUCCCCAACCUCUAGAAAUUUUGUACUCCAACUCCCAUCAGCCCCAGCCAACAUGGCCAGUAGUCAAGGUUGAUGGGAUUGGUAGUCCAUCAACAUCUGGCAGGCACUAGGUUGCUGAAGGCUGGGUUUAGGCAAAUGGAAUGUGUUGAUUAUUAUCAAUGACUUGUGCUUCAAUGGGGCGCGGAUUAAUGAGAGCUAUUUUUAGCUUCCACCUCUGCUGUUGGCAAAGGGUGAGGCCUUGAACGAAGAACUGUGUUUGGCCUCAGGCUUCACAUCUAUGCAUUCAGAGAUGAAGAUGUGCAAGUGUCACAGGGUUGUUUGUAAAGGAGGGAUGGCCUUCCAGACGUUGGAUGUUUAAACCUGUGCCACUCCCCCGCCCCCCGAUUCUUUUGGACGCCAUCUUAAAUCAGCUCCAGGCAGCACUUUUGAUUGCCAGGGAUCAGGCCGGGAAUUAUGGGAGUUGUAGUCCAGCUUGUAAGGGGAAACACAGGCCAGUCUGUCUGACACUUCCCAAACGGAAAGUGCUGUGGCAAGUCAUGAGAACCAGUAGCUGCGGUUGUGGAGUUCCUUUGCUUUUAUGUGGUGGAUUGUGAAUUGGUUCUGAAGAGCCACUUUGUGUGCUAAAAAACCACCCUGAUCCUUGAAAUAGUCUGCUCAUAGGAGGGCUGGAAUGUGUGGAGUCGAUGUGGAGAUAAACCCCUCUCCCAAGAUAGUUCAUUUCAUAGAUGUGGAACCACCAGAGCCGGCCCGCCCAUGAGGCGUGGUGGACGACCUGCCUCAAGCACUGGAAGUGAAAGAGGCAGUGCUCCAGCCACCCCACUGCUUCCGCCACUGAGAGGGAGGUGUUCUGGCACAUGGCAUUGCUGCUCAUCUGGAGUGCCCUGGCGGAAGAGUAUGUGUGUGUUUGGUGGGAUGGGGUGGUGGGCAAUUCCUGUUUUGCCUCGGGUGGCAAAAUAGGACGGGCCACCCCUGGGAGCCACUAUCCUCUUUCCACGUCUCCUCUUUCCACAGAAAGACAUUAGGAAGAGCUUUCCGAUGGUUAAGAGCUGUUCAGACUUGCCUUGGAAGGUGGCAGGCUGUCCUCCAUUGGAUAUUUUUAAAUACAGUUUGAAUGUUAGGGAUUCUCCCUCCUGCAUUGGGGGGAGAUGACCUGUUGGGUCCCUUCCCGCUCUACAGUUCUAGGAUUCUAUCUAUCUACUGUUUUGUACAACCUCCCUGCUCUUAUGUAAAACUGUUCACCUGAGUAGACCUCUUCUUCAAGGAGCUCAAGGUGAUGUCCCCCCCCCCCACCGGCUCUCAGUUUUGUCUUCACAAGAACUCUGUGAGGUGGGUUUUAUCCAAGAAGUUCAGGAUGGUAUAUACAUCUACCCUCCUCAUUUAAUUCCCACAACAGCCCUAAGAGGUAGGCUAGGCUGAGGCAAUGGGUGGCCCAAGAGCACUCAGUGGGCUUCCUGGCUGAGUGGAGAUUUGAACCCUGGCCUCCUAGGCUCUAGUCAAACACUCUAACCGUUAAUCCACCUGCUCAAAAACCUAGAUCCUGCUCCAGUCAGGCAGGUAUCAGACAUCAAUAUAAACUUAAUUUCAGUCCAAAUGCCAAAAUAUGUUAUCUCUUAAUGUUUUGCUUUAUCCCAGCUUGCUAGAUGUUCAACAGAGAUUAAGGUGAGGCAAAACAACUAAUGUGUGAGUCAGCGGCAGUGACCUCUGCGUAUUAAAAUAUUUUCUGUCUCUACCAUUUGAUUUUUGUGGAAGAAAAUUAAUUUCUCCCAUAUUCUCAUACUCCAUUUACAAAGAAGAAAAACAAGACACAGGGAUUGAAUCUCAUGUUAGGCAUACACAGAGAUGACUUGUUGAAAUGAGAGGAUAUGAGUAACUUAGGUUUAUUAAUUCCAGUGGGACUACUCUUGAGUAAAACUUAGUUGGCUCCAAUGCAUUUCAUUAUGUAAGAAAGAAUCCUAUUUACUAAAAGUCUGACUAAGUUUCCGGAAAAGAAAAACAUUGUGACACUAUUCCAGUGAAUAUCCUGGUUCUCUUUUCCAGCUUCUUUUGCCUCCGGGUUAAACUCAGUAGUCAGUCAUUUUGCAUAUGCACAACAACAACAAUUAACUCCUGGGUAACUACUAAAGGAAUGUGUGAGUGCUAGUUGCCCGUGUGUCAGGUGGAUGCAUGAUAAUGAAUCAGAUCAUCUUUUUAGUAUCUUUGGGCGGAGAUAGUGUGUUGAGCAAUGGAAGUGGCCCUCAUCCAAAAAAAUUAUUUUGCCAGGGGUUCCAAAAACAACAUCCUGGAAUGUUGUAAGAGUUGUUUGUCUUCGAAGGAUUUUCACAAAACCUUUUAGCCCUUGCCGGACCGGUGUGGCGUGGGAUGUAUUUUCUGUUCCAACUUUUAGCAAGCGGGAGGUUCAAGCUGUACAUGUGCUCAGGAAAUGCAUAAAGAGAAUUGCGCUGGCAUGUUUAGAAACAAGUGGAACACACCCCACCAAUGUAAAUAAAUAAGUUAUUAUAAUGACAACUAACUCCUUCUAAUUAUUCAUUAAACAAUUUACAGUGGUACCUCGGGUUACAUAUGCUUCAGGUUACAUACGCUUCAAGUUACAGACUCCUCUAACCCAGAAAUAGUACCUCGGGUUAAGAACUUUGCUUCAGGAUGAGAACAGAAAUUGUGCUCCGGCGGCGUGGUGGCUGUGGGAGGCCCCAUUAGCUAAAGUGGUGCUUCAGGUUAAGAACAGUUUCAGGUUAAGAACGGACCUCCGAAACGAAUUAAGUAUGUAACCAGAGGUACCACUGUAUUGCAUUUCUACUCCUUUCCUUCAAGAAGACAGGCAUUGCCCUUCCACUAGAUCUUCUUGGCAGUGGUCCCGAUGGGUAGGUUUGACUGAGAGAUAGUGACUUUCGUAGUGUGGUUUGUGACUGUGUGGGAAUUUGAACCUGGGUCUCUCUGCAGUCCUUGCCCACCAUUCUCUAACCACUAAGGAUUACCCUUGAGGGGGUACUGAAAAAUUGGAGAAGGUGGGCAUUUAUUGCAAAAGAAAAUGUUCUUUUGGAGAAACAACAGGAACCUACAGUCGUACCUCAGCUCCCGAAUGCCUUGGGAAUUUAACGUUCCGGCUCCCAAACAAUCGAAAACCGGAAGUGAGUGUUCGGUUUUCGAAUGUUUUUUUAGAAGCCGAACAUCUGGCGUGGCUUCCGCUAUUUUUUCCAGCGUGCUUGUGCAGUCAGAAACCAAUCAGAAGCCGCACCUUGGUUUCUGAACAUUCUGGAAUGGAUUCCGUUCGACUUCCGAGGUACGAUUGUAUUUUGCUUCACAUUCAGAGAUGUAAGGAUUAUCACAUUUCCAACAUUAUAUAAUCUAUUAAUAUUAAAAUUGUAAUAAUAAUAAUAAUAAUAAUAAUAAUAUAGUAAUACUGGGACACGGGUGGCGCUGUGGGUUAAACCACAGAGCCUAGGACUUGCCGAUCAGAAGGUCGGCGGUUCGAAUCCCCGUGAUGGGGUGAGCUCCAGUUACUCGGUCCCAGCUCCUGCCAACCUAGCAGUUCGAAAGCACGUCAAAGUGCAAGUAGAUAAAUAGGUACCGCUGCGGAAAUAAAUAGGUACCCAGAAGCUGUACGCUGGCUCCUUUACCUUUACCUAAUGAUAAUACUGGUAUUAAUUCUAAUGCUGAAACACAUCUUACCUUUAUAAGGUAAAGGGACCCUUGACCAUUAGGUCCAGUCGUGGCCGACUCUGGGGUUGCAGCGCUCAUCUCACUUUACUGGCCGAGGGAGCCGGUGUACAGCUUCCGGGUCAUGUCGCCAGCAUGACUAAGCCGCUUCUGGCAAACCAGAGCAGCACACGGAAACGCCAUUUACCUUCCCGCUGGAGCGGUACCUAUUUAUCUACUUGUACUUUGACGUGCUUUCAGACUGCUAGGUUGGCAGGAGCAGGGAUUGAGCAACGGGAGCUCACCCCGUCACGGGGAUUCAAACUGCCAACCUUCUGAUCGGCAAGUCCUAGGCUCUGUGAUUUAACCGACAGCGCCACCCGUGUCUCUCUUACCUUUAUAGGUAACCAAUAAUUAUGUCUGAGGCCACAUCUGCACCAAUACAUUUAAAGCACUACUGUACUGGUUUGACAGUCCUGCCUUCCCCAAAGAAUCCCAAACCGGAGUGGUGUAGUGGUUAAAUUUUUGACUAAGACCUGGGAGGCCAGGGUUCAAAUCCCCGCUCUGCCAUGAAGCUAUCUGCAGUUGCUAAACUUGGAAGGAUAGGAAUCGUGUGCUAGCCUCCACCCUCCAUUGAAAUGCAAAAGAGAGCGGCCUAACCCCUAAGUUCAUUGAGCUAUGGUUCAUUGAGCUAAAUUCAAUGAGCUAUGGAACGAUCUCUCAAUCUUCCUACACCCUUAUGUAAUCAGGGCAACUUACUGCAAGUCUUUAACCAGCAGUACCAAGAGCCCUGUGCUUGUCUGUCAUCACCCUUACCCCCAAGAACCAAACGUACCCAUUGACUGACGCUUUCCACUUUAAACUGUUUACAGUAAUGAAUUUUACAUUGUUGUUACCUGCCCUAGGUCCUGAUGUUAAAAGGGCUGGUAAUGAAUUCAGUAAAUUAUACCGAUGACGAUAUUGUUCCUCUGGCAUCUCUUUGUUCCAUUGUAAAACUGUGUACAGCAGAUUAUCCUUCUUCUUGUUUCCAGUCACUAUAACUUCUUCUGAACCUGUGAAGUGAGUGUGUUUUGAGGAGAAGUCUUGCUAGCACUCUCAGUGCCCCAUAAGAACUGUCUCAAAACUCUCAGAAGGCCAUUGAAGAAAAGUCCUGCUAUCAAGGCUGUUUAUUUAUUUAGUACAUUUACAUUCCACCUUUUCUUCCAAGAACCUGUACAUGGUUUUCUUCUCUCCCUCCCCCCUUUUAAAAAAAAAUCCUCACAACGAUCUUAUGGGGCAGGUUAGGCUGAGAGGCAGGGACUGUCGGCAUGCAGAGGGCCGGGAGGCCAGGUGGCUAGUCCCAACUGGGCCGUCUCCCUCCAGUCUUCCCGCUUCGAAGACCAUCGGCAUCUGUUCCGAUGUAAACCAGCGACCCAGACUUCAAAGCCAGGCACAAUAUCAGCAGAGCGAACUGCACAUACAGAAUAGGCGUGAGGCUUGCGAAAGCAUACUACAACUACAGAUUUAUUAAUCAUAAAUCAGGACAAAGAAACAUGUCUCUCUCUCUCGUCUUCUGAGAUAGAACAGGAUAAGCAAAAGCUAUACACGCAACGGAAGUUCCCAGCAAGCUGUGCUGGAAUGUAAACAGACAUGUGACGUGCAACAGUUCCACACGUCUGCUCCUUAGGGUGGAAUAGAAAUGUUAACAGGGACUGUCCCAAGAUCACACAGCAAGCUGCAUGGCUGAGUGGGGAUUCAAACCCUGGUCUCCCGGGCCAUAAUCCAACCAUCCAGAGAUGGAAACUAACCGGGUGCCAGUCACGUUUCACGACAGGCCCAAGCAGCCUUUUGCAAGGAGUUGGAGAUGUCUGGUCGCCACAUUUUGGCCACUAGCAUCUCCAUCUGGCUAGCUGGUGCAGCUGCCAGGCAGCUGGCUUGUGGGGCAGCAUGGCACCAAAUGAAACACACCUUUUGGUUCUGUGCAAGCCAACCAAUUUGCACAGGAGCUCGGCCCCCAAAGACAGCUGCACAGAUCAGCUGGUCUGUGGGGCACCUAGGCAUUCUGUUGUGGUGACUGAAGCCGAGGUUUAAGUUGCCAUUUGGCUCCCAGCUUUUAAACCUCAGUUUCUAACACUCUAACCAUCAGACCACACACUGUCUCUCGCAUCUUGUUUUUCAGCAUAGCCAACCAGAUGCCUCUGAGAAGCCUAGGAGAGCCAGUGUGGUGUAGUGGUUAAGAGCAAUAGACUCGUGAUCUGGGGAACCGGGUUCGCGUCUCCGCUCCUCCACAUGCAGCUGCUGGGUGACCUUGGGCCAGUCACACUUCUCUGAAGUCUCUCAGCCCCACUCACCUCACAGAGUGUUUGUCGUUGGGGAGGAAGGGAAAGGAGAAUGUUAGCCGCUUUGAGACUCCUAAGGGUAGUGAUAAAGCGGGAUAUCAAAUCCAAACUCUAUAGGCAGGAUAUUUCUGCCUAGCAGAUCCCUUUUACUGCGUGCUAAGAAUGUCCAAUACCCAUUUCCUAGAUCUGCAUACUUUUUGAGAGCCGACCUGCAGGGCAGCUUUGUGCCUUGGCUUUGCUCCUGGAAAACCCUGACUUAAUGCCUACACACCAGACUCUUACAGCAGAGCUUUCCAAAAUGUAUGUUGGCUGCAUUGUGCAGGUGUGUCGCAAGAACACUCCCCAUGCACCUCCCAGGGCUGGAAAGGGGUUAGUUUAACCCAGGCAUAGGCAAACCCAGCCCUCCAAGAUGUUUUGGGACUACAACUCCCAUGAUCCCUAGCUAACAGGACCAAUGGUCAGAGAUGAUGGGAACUGUAGUCCCAAAACAUCUGGAAGGCUGAGUUUGCCUAUGCCUAGUUUAACCUGUGGUUUGCUAGUAAAACUGAAUUACCGUGUCACAAAAUGGUGCAUGUCUAAAAAGUGCGUCACCAACAUGAAAAGUUUGGAAAGCUCUGUCUUACAGGAAUAUAAAUGUCUGCUGCCUUCAUCUCCCCUACUUGUGCUGGACCCCUGAAGAGGCGCCAAACAACAGAAUCAACAGCCUUCUCAUUUGUUGCUCUUAGCCAUUUCUCGGCGCAACACCCGUGACUUUAUUUUAAGCCUCUGUUUUCCUAUGCUGUUCUUUCGACUUCAUUAACUCCUGCACCCAGCUGCAAAUGGGCAAGAGUGUGCUUGAUCCCUUCAGAGCUUGUUACUAAGUACACAUGCAUUAAGCCAGCAUUUGCAAAGAGCACAACAGAAGACUCAUGCAGAAAACCUUUCUGCCCUGCCCAAAUUGCCAUGUAGCUUGAAAAACAGUUGAUCAGUAUUUAAAGUGGCCUAUUCCCAGCCUCGUCUGAUGUUGAAAGGAAGCCCCAUUAUGUGGUUUUCCCUAAGAAAGUUGCAAAACUGUGAAAAGUUUCUUCUUUUGAUGAUUGCUUCAGGCUUUGUCUGGGCGCACGCUGAGCUUCCUGAUUCUCAACUUUGGGCAAUGGGAUAAGAAUACUGAGGAAGGAAAUGCAUUGUCCCGUAUUUUCUUAAAGAUUGUGAGUUAUUUUGGAAUUGCCAAAAUGUUACAUAAGUUUCUUCCACCAUUAAAUAAUAAAACAGUAAAUUGGUUGCCACAUCUCAGCGUGCAGAGUCCUGUUUCAUUUUCAUUUUUUGCAGCAGAAAGUGUCACUGUCAGCACACCCUUGGAAAUUCCUUCCUGAUCCUGGAGGAUUUUUUUUUGGGGGGGGGAACAUGCUAACUCUAGGCUGCCCAAGGUUGUGUCGAUCAGUUAUAUGUAAGCAGUGCGGGGUUUUGCACCAUGUAAACUCGCUUUUUAAAUGACCUUCCUUAAACUGAGUAAAUUCAGUUCAUUAUUAUGAAUGAGGGAAGUGGCUUCUUGGAAAUGUUCUCAUCGGUGGUCAAGGGAGAAACAGCCACCUAAAAGAUGCUUUUUAACAGCACGGCUUUAGCAGGAGCAUGGAAUGAAAUUUGAGAAGUAGUUUGGCUCUAGAAAUCCUAUAAAGUGGCAGAGUUGCUCUCUCUCUUCCUCCCCUGAACCUCAUAGUGCCUGUGACCUCCCAUAAGGAGUAGAUCCUGCCACAGUUCAAGGAACAAGUUUUUUUCUCAGCAAUGCACCUUACCUUAUGUCAGAGAACCAUAGUUAACUUCCACAAGCAGAACACGACAGAAGAGGCUGUAGAAAGGUACAGGGAAGGCUUAAUUAAGCACACCUCUUGAAGACCCUUGCAAGGCUAAUGCAAUUUUAGGCUGCAUUAAUAAGACCAUCAGGAAGCUCUUCCAGUGCUUGACCCAAAUCUACCCUUCUAUUAGACCUGACCCUGUCCUCUGGGGCACAAGGGAACAAGUCUGUGCCCUCUUCUGUGUGUCAACCAUGCAGCUAUUUGAAGAAUGCCGUCAUGUUCCUCCUUCAACCUUUCCUUCUCCAGGCUAAAGAUACUCAGUUCUUUCCAUUGUUGCUCAUAAGAAUUGCUUUCCGUUGCCCUGCUUGUUGUUGUUGCCUUCCUCUGAACCCCUUUCAAUUUGGACAAAAGUAUCACAUUCAAUACAGCUCAGUAGUAGUAGUAGUUUUUGUUGUUGUUAAUCCAUUUUCAGUGUUAAUUACUUAGGCUUGCCACUUUUAUUUUUUAGAAAGACUUCACAUGCAGUUUGCAAGAUGACGCCAAAGCAUGAAAAACAGGUAAGUGCCUCAAUUUGUGUGUGUGUUGCUUUCUUAGUUUGGAAGGGGGUGUUUUCCUAGAAAUAUGGAACUUUGUUUUAUACUACUAAAAGCAGAAAUGUUCUACAAAAAUGCUUCUGCGUUGAUCAGCCACUAUUCAGCGAACAGCUUUCACCUUGGGUGUGACUAUAUCACCAACCAGCACUGAGUAAACAGGGCAGCUUAUAUCUGGGGUAGCAUCUUAGGAGACGAAGUAGGUUGUGUAAUUGCUGGAAUGAAGAGAUGGCAGAAAUAGUCCCCCUGGCUUGUAUGUUGUAAUGCGGCGCAUGGGGGAAGUCCCAAGUAUCUGGCUCUUUUGCAAGCAGGGGUCACAACAAAAGACAAUUCUGCUGACAUAGGCUGUUCCUCAGUGCUUGGAAGCAAGUUUGGGAGACCUUUGACCUUUCAGAUGCUGCUGAACUACAGCUCUCAUCAUCCCUGGGCAUUGGCCAUGGUCGCUGAGGUUGAUGGAAGUUGUAGUUCAGGACAGCCAAAGGUUCCCCACCUCUGGCUUAUAAGAGCCAUGUGUACAGACUGGCUCCUAGACAGGAGCUGACGCCUGCUACGCUCCUCCUUGGUCCUUUUAGCUCGGCGUGACAUGGCAGCUAAGCCAAGGUUAGACUCAGAGUGUCAUCCAACCUAAGGAUUGUGGUUAAGGAGGGGAGACCUUAACUGCGAUCCCAGAUUCUUGGAUCUCGUACUAAGCCAACCUUUGGCUCAGCUGCUAUGCUGUGUUGAGCUAAAAGGACCAGUGAUGGGAGCGAGCCAGCAGUAAAUUACACCAAGUUGGAGUUAACCAUUAGCAAAAACAGGAUCUGCACAGGAGGGUUAGGCCUAAUGAGCACAGCAGCUCAUCUCCAGCAGGACUUGCCCCUCAAGCAGUUGUGGAGACUGAAGGUGCCCGACUUCCCACAGCUGCUUAACUCCCCUCCUCUUCAGGGUUUUCCCCACCCAAGCAAUCUGAGAUUGCGCCUCUGUGAAGCUAGCAUCUCAGCUCUUUUCAUGCCUCUCCUGGUUCUGUGAGACGAGGGGGGCUUGUUGCAGCAGGAGGGAGAGACACAUGUGCCUCUUCCCCAGACAGCCUCUUCUCUGCCUCUUGGCUUCCCUCCUUUCCUCCUUCUCAUUCUGGACUUCUCUCUGCCGCAGACUUUCCCCCCACUCAGUAAACCCAGCUACCUCUUCAGCUUCCGACACCACCUCCUCCCAGUCUGCUCCCGCUUCUCCCUCUGACCACUCAUUGCUGUCCCACCACCAUUCCCCGAGCUCUGAGCCUUCGCCAGCUGGUUUCUCUGCAUCCAACCAGUCCGUGACAACCAGGGAGGAGCAAAUGGGCUGCAAACUCCUCCCCCAGGACCUAGCUCAUUCACACUGAGCCAUGGUUUAGUGUGAGACAGUAGUUGUGUUCACACUAAACCAUGAUUUGGCGUGAACACAACUACUGUCUCACAGCCUAAUGCAUCUCAAAGGAUUGUGAAGAUGAAAGAGGAUGCCGUGCAUAUCACAUCAAACUCCUUAGGGGAGAUAUUGUCAAUGAAUGCAUCUCAUGGUUCUGCACAAUCACGGCAUGUGCACCCUCUGGCUUAUCCUGAGUCAGGCCGUUCAUUCACGUAGAUCAGCGCUGUUUCCAUUGAUUGACAGAGGGUCUGUAGUUCCUAGAACGAGGUCAUUCUCAGCUUGACUUCUUAACAUCCUGCUAACUGGAGACUAGGGGGGCUGAGUGUGUGCUCUCCCACUGAUCGGCGGCCCUCCUAAUUGUCGCCAACAUUGCUCUCACAUGGGCUUUAACGAAGAGGAAAUCGGGAGCUUCGUUUCUCUCGUCAAAACAAUUUUGUGUGUGCAAAUAAGCCCACAAGGAGGGAGUCCCAAGUUGCCCUUGUUAAAUGUUUGGGGCCAGGCAACAGCCAACAGCCUUUAAAAUGCAGAACCCCUGUUACAUUAUUGCUGAUGGAUCUUCCCAUUAAAAAGGCAUUGGAAUCGAGGCACAGUGGCAUUAAGAAGAAUUUGUAGUUCAUUCAUGCAAGCAGCAAAUGUAGAAAUAAUACGUAUAUAUAUGGGCCUGGUGUUGUUGUUUUUUUAAUGAGCCCAAACCAAACGGACAUUUAGGUUCAAUGAGACAGAACCAAAAUCACAUGCUGCUAAUGGCAAAUAAUGUGGUUAUAAUUGUAUACGGAGCGACACCUUGAUGUUUCUGAGCAUCUUUAGGGCUAAUGUUAGGAACAUAGCAAUGCCAGUUUAUUGUGAGCUGUUGAUUCAGUGAAUGAAAGUUAGAAUGAAAAACUGCUGUCUGUCUUUUAAAGUGGGUGGGGAUCUCGGGCCCCAGGUCCUCUCCAAGCCACACGUUGAGACCCGCUCAUAACCACAGCUCCUUUCUAGCCAGUAUACCUGUAGGAGUGUCUCCACCCCCAUCGUUCAGCCUGGACACUGAAGUCCAGCUCUGAGGGCCUUCUGGCGGUUCCCUCCCUGUGAGAAGUGAGAUUACAGGGAACCAGGCAGAGGGCAUUCUCAGUGGUGGCGCCUGCCCUGUGGAACGCCCUCCCACCAGAUGUCAAGGAAAUAAACAACUAUCUGUCUUUUAGAAGACAUAUGAAGGCAGCCCUGUUUAGGGAAGUUUUAAAUGUUUGAUAUUUUAUUGUAUUUUAAUUUUUUUGUUGGAAGCCGCCCAGAAUGGCUGAGGAAACGCAGCCAGAAGGGCUGGGUAUAAAUAAUAAAUUAUUAUUAUUGCCACACCCCUCCCUCCCAGCCUUUCCGCCCUCUGAGUGUUUUUGCUUGAUUGAAAUGUCUCCUUGAACUCAUGCUUCUUGCUUGUCUGGCAGGAAGAUAAGAGAGAGUCAUAGGACCUCAUAAGAGAGAGUCGUAAAAACAAACCUACCAAGGUGAAAUUUACAUUUUCUGACCCUUGCUUCUGGCUCUGGCCCCCAGAAUGUCGUCAAGGCAACACAGUCCCCAGGCUGCAAAAGAUUACUGUAUUUUGAGGGAAGCAGGAAUUUUUAACUUUCGCUUUUCAUUUAAGGUCCUGCUCAUUACUGGCAAGCUUGUGAGGAAAUAAUUGACAUGGAAUCCACAAAUGGAGUUGCUCUUUGUACAGCAGGUGUAGUUUGGGGAAGUUAGCAAAUUUGAAAAUUGCCUGAGAGAUGGGUUGCCACUUCUCCAAUCCAUUUCAGUGGCCUGCUGCUUACGGUAGUAGCUGGCCAGUCCACUUCCCCUCUGCUCUACUGUUCUCACACCGCAUCCCCCAAUAUAUUGACCUCCAAUUGGUGACAUGCUAGGCUUUCCACACACCCCGCUCCUUGCCCACUUUUUUUGUAGAGAAACACCCCUUGGCUUGAUUGGGAAUUAGGCUCGGUAAACAGGAAGACAAGAAAAAGUAAAUAGUUUGGAUUGCUCCAGAUUGUGCCUCCAGCGAUCUUAGGAGUGCGCUGAAGUCUGCACAUUUUCUCUUUUUUAAAAAUAUAUUUUUAUUAAAGAUUUCUUAGUUUACAAAAAUACGUGCAUUGUCUUUUUUUUCAAGUUGUGUUUUCUACAGAUCAGUUUUGUUUGUAGUGAGACAUUAGUGUUGCAUGCAGUAUUAGGUUAGGAAGAAAAGAGGGCGAGGGUGGGGAAUGGGAGUGGGAUCAAGUAGUUACGCUUCUAUUCUUCUGCUUAGUGUAUGUGUGGGGUCUUGUGUAAGCAUCACUUGUAUGCGUUCUCUUACUACUGUAUUCACUUGUUAUAUUUCCUUGGUGGUGAGAGAGGUUGGGGGUGGCCAAGGGUAUGGUUGGUUGUCUUUGGUUGGCUGUAGUGAGAUUUGUUUUUGUGUGUGAGUGGGAGUGUGUGUGUAUUUUUGGAUCAGGUUAGCCAUAUUGAUUCGCAUGCUAUCGACAGAUUCUUUGUUGUCUUGUUGGGCUAUGUAUGUGAUAAAGGGGAACCAUACUGGAGUGAAGGCGUCGUCUUCUAUUUGUCCCCGUAUCAGUUUCGGUUUACAGUCGUACCUUGGUUCUCAAACGCCUUGUGACUUGAACGUUUUGGCUCCCGAACGCCACAAACCCGGAAGUGAGUGUUCCGGUUUGCGAACUUUCUUUGGAACCCGAACGUCCGGCGCGGCUUCCAUGGCUUCCGAGUGAGUGCAUGAAGCUCCUGCAGCCAAUCGGAAGCUGUGCUUUGGUUUUCGAAUGUUUUCGGAAGUCAAACAGACUUCCAGAAUGGAUUCCGUUCAAGAACCAAGGUACAGUGGUACCUUGGGUUACAUACGCUUCAGGUUACAGACUCCACUAACCCAGAAAUAGUACCUCGGGUUAAGAACUUUGCUUCAGGAUGAGAACAGAAAUCAUGCUGCGGGGGCAGCAGGAGGCCCCAUUAGGUAAAGCGGUGCUUCAGGUUAAGAACAGUUUCAGGUUAAGAACGGACCUCUGGAACGAAUUAAGUACUUAAACCGAGGUACCACUGUACGGCUGUAUUGGUUAAUUUUUCCAAUAAGGCUGUUUCCCAUACUAUUUGAUACUAUUCGUCCAUGCUUAACUCCUGACGGGUCUCUCCAGUGUCUGACUAUGAUGCUUCUGGCUGCUGAGAGUAGGUGGGUUAUGAGCUCUUUAUAAUGUGAGUGGGCAUUAUUAUCUUGGAAGGUGUUUAGUAGGGCCCAUUCUGGGGUGACUUCUAAUACUUGCUUAGUUAUCUUGCAUAUUUCUUGUAUGACUGAUGUCCAGAAGAGUUGGAUUUCAGGACACUCCCACCACAUGUGGAGGUAUGUGCCUGUGGAGGUGCAUCCUCUCCUGGAGUCUGCACAUUUUCUAACUGGCUGCCAAUCAUCCAAAAUCUGACUAAGAGUUUUCCGGUUUCUGGAGCCUGCCUUGUGCUGUCCCUUCCGCUGACCUGGCCACCACUCUGUUCUGUCCCUGAUGUGUCUCCCUACUAUGGCAGUACUGCAGCAGGUGGCAGGGAAAUGUAAUUUUCCCAGGGCUCCUGAUGUCUAUCAGGGCCUGGGGAAAUUAUAUUUUUCAGGGUACCAAAAGCUAGGCUUCUUGGUGUGGCCUCAGUUGGCAGAGAAUAACUUCUCCUGGCUACCCAAAAGUUUCAUAUCUGAGUCGUUUUGAACUUGGGUCUGCUCAAUUCAUGUGCAUAACUCUGGCCAUUAUUAUAUCUCUUCAGCUGCUAGGGGAAGAUAAGGAGGCAGCUAGUUCUGAUUUUCCCCAUUGCUAAUUGUUUCUCAGAUUACUCAGUAGUUUGUAGCUCCAUGAAUCUGCAAAACACAAGUCUAUGUAUCAUCUAUUGUUUCCUUCUUUCUUCCAUUUCUUAUAAUGCUUACUCACUGCAAAUUUAAUAUUCUUCCUGGUAUUAUUUUUCUGGUCUGUGUGUAUAUGUAUAUAUAUAUAUCCAUAGAAUACUAAUUUUAACAUUCUAGUCCAGUGUUUCCCAAACUUUGGCCUCCAGCUGUUUUUGGACUACAAUGCCCAUCAUCCCUGACCACUGGUCCUGCUAGCUAGGGAUGUAGUCCAAAAACAGCUGAGGACUCAGGUUUGCAAAACACUGUUCUAGAUUGUCACUUAGCUGUUAUUGCUGCUUAUAGUCAUAGAUCAGCACUGAGGAACCUGUGUGGCCCUCCAGAUAUUGUUGGACUACAACUCCCAUCAUCCCUGGCUAGGACUGUUAGGAGAAGGAGAGCCAUUUCCCCCCCACACCUCUGCAUCUCUGCCAUAGAUGCAUAAUCAUGUAGAGAGCUCCUCAGCGAAAGUGUGUGUUGCUCUGAGUGCUUGUUCUAGAACAUGGGUUUUCUCGAAGCACAGAAUGGCAACCAUCUUUCUCUCCAUCCCUUCAUGGAUUUCACAGCCUUGCUAAAAUCAUUGUAGCAAUAGUGGGAAUAGUGUGCUAACCUCUAUUUCCUUAGAAGACUGGGGAAGCAAGGCUGGAGGGGAAUUCCUCUUGAGUAACAAAGAAUUUAAAAUACCACCUCACUUCUGCCCCCUCUCCCGAUUUGGGUACCGCUGAUUGCCACCAUUCAGUUCAUUUGCAAAACCUCAUUUUUAUAUUAGGUACUGUAAUUUAUGGCAAAUAAAACAAUCAACCAAGGUAAUGCAAAUAUAUUCUGUAUUCAUUUUACGAAAACAUUCUAGCUGAGUUUUUUGUGCCAAGUGUACUUAAGGUUAGAGAACCAGUUUGAUGUAGCUGUUAGUGCUGGACUAGGACCUGGGAAUGCAGGGUUCAAAUCCUUCUCAGCCAUGAAGUGAGCCAGCCAUUAUCUCUCAGCUGAACCUAUCUCUCAGGGUUAUUGUGAGGAGAAAAUGAGGAGGGUGAAGAGCCAUGUACACCAUCUUGAGCUGACUGGAGUAAAGGUGGGAUAUCAAUGUAAUACUAACACAACCUGUGGCACCGGUCCUGAAAGACCUACAUUGGCUCCCAGUACGUUUCCGAGCACAAUUCAAAGUGUUGGUGCUGACCUUUAAAGCCCUAAAUGGCCUCGGCCCAGUAUACCUGAAGGAGCGUCUCUGCCCCCAUCGUUCAGCCCGGACACUGAGGUCCAGCUCUGAGGGCCUUCUGGCGGUUUCCUCACUGCGAGAAGUGAGGUUACAGGGAACCAGGGGUAGUGGCGCCUGCCCUGUGGAAUGCCCUCCCAUCAGAUGUCAAGAAAAUAAACAACUGUCAGACUUUUAGAAGACACCCGAAGGCAGCCCUGUUUAUGGAAGUUUUUAAUGUUUGAUGUUGUCACUUUUCUAUUAUUAAUAUUCUGUUGGGAGUCACCUAGAGUGGCUGGGGAUACCCAGCCAGAUGGGCGGGGUAUAAAUAAAUAAAUAAAUAAAUCAUAGUGUGUCUGGCUGUUAACGAGAAGGUUGGUGGGUCAAGUCCAUCCAGGGACGGCUGUGGGUAGGAUUCCUGCAUUGUGCACGGGGUUGGACUAGAUGACCCUUGAGGUCCCUUUCAACUCUUCAAGUCUAUGAUUCUAGGAACAUCUUAGAAAUCAUUUCCUUCGUGCUUAAACUGGCCUCCUGCAGUUUGGUCAAACUCAUGCUGGUAGCUGCGAGAACACUGUCCAACCACCUCGUCCUCUGUCGUCCCCUCCUCCUUGUGCCCUCCAUCUUUUCCAGCAUCAGGGUCUUUUCCAGGGAGUCUUCUCUUCUCAUGAGGUGGCCAAAGUAUUGGAGCCUCAGCUUCAGGAUCUGUCCUUCCAGUGAGCACUCAGGGCUGAUUUCCUUCAGAAAGGAUAGGCUUGAUCUUCUUGCAGUCCAUGGGACUAGGUGCCUCAAAAGCUAUUUCUUUGGGUUUUAUUGCUGCCCAGACUCACUUGGCUGCUCUUCUGGAAAUCUCUUUCAUGUAUCUGGUGAAAGGAGGUUGUUGCUUUGGUUAAUCUCUUGAGAAGCCACAACAAUCCUUUGCUGCUCAUACUGUGCACACUUCUAGAAUUCGCUCCCACAGUAAACAGUGACGGCCACCAGCUUGGACAGCUUUGAAAGAAUUUUAUCUCACGGAAGAUAAGAUGUUCAGUGAUGUAUACUAGUAGUAGACACUGCUAAAAUUUGGGGUUGGCUUUUACAGCCCAACUCUCCAUCAAAGGAUUUAAGUGUCCCCUACGUCCAUUAUCUUUAUUUUGCAAUAGAGUUCCCCCGCCCCCUUGCAAGGAGGCGAAGACACCGAACAAAGGUGUGCAAUAAAAUUAUUAUUAUUAUUAUUAUUAUUAUUAUUAUUAUUAUUAUUGAGUUUUAAAGACUUUAGAAAUUGCCCAGCCCCUUCACCAAAGACCACCCAAAGCAUCACACAUGUUACAGAAAGAGGCAAGCUACAACAGUUUAAUAAUAGUAUUAUUUAUAUGCCGCCCAUCUGACUGGAUUGUCCCAGCCACUCUGUUUUUUUUAAAUAAUAUUUAUUACUUUUCAAAAAAUGUAAACACUAAAAAGACAAUACAAUACAAUACAUUAAAACAAAAACAAUAAAAUAAACAAUAAAAUAAAAAAACAAUAAAAUAAAUCAAACAAUUUAAUUCUCCCAUCUUUCAUUCACUUAUUUCCACGACCUCCUCACACCUCCCUUUUUGUAUUUCACUUCUGUUAAUUAUUUCAGCAAUGCAAUUCCAUCUUCCUCUGUUUUCUAUCCUAUAAUUAUCUUAGCUCAUUCUAACCUUAUUUUUUCCUUUAAUACUCUAUUAAUCUAUUUAUACUUAAUUCCUUAUAACAUUUCUACUAAAGCCAUGUAACUUCAUUCCAACUUUUUUCUAACAUUCAUUAAUUUUACAGUAUUUCUGUAAAUAGUCUUUAAAUUUUUUCCAGUCUUCUUCCACCGACUCUUCUCCCUGGUCUCGGAUUCUGCCAGUCAUUUCCACCAGUUCCAUAUAGCCCAUCAACUUCAUCUGCCAUUCUUCCCGGGUGGGUAAAUCUUGUGUCUUCCAAUAUUUUGCGAUGAGUAUGCUUGCUGCUGUGUUGCAUACAUAAAAAAAGUUCUAUCCUUCUUUGACACCAAUUGGCCGACCAUGCCCAGGAGAAAGGCCUCUGGUUUCUUCAGAAAGGUAUAUUUGAAUACCUUUUUCAUUUCAUUAUAAAUCAUCUCCCAGAAUGUCUUAAUCCUUGGGCAUGUCCACCAAAGGUGAAAGAAUGUACCUUCAGUCUCAUUACAUUUCCAACAUUUAUUGUCGGGCAAAUGGUAAAUUUUUGCAAGCUUGACUGGUGUCAUGUACCACCUAUAAAUCAUUUUCAUUAAGUUUUCUCUUAGUUUUCUCUUACAUGCCGUAAAUUUCAUACCUGUGGUCCUUAACUGUUCCCAGUCAGCCAUCAUUAUGUUAUGUCCAACAUCUUGUGCCCAUUUAAUCAUAGCUGAUUUCACUGUUUCAUCCUGAGUGUUCCAUUCCAACAGCAAGUUAUACAUUUUUGACAAAUUCUUAAUUUUGGAAUCUAACAAUUCUGUUUCCAAUUUUGAUUUUUCCACCUGGAAACCAACCUUUUUGUCCAAAUUGUAUGCCUCCAUUAUUUGAUAAUAAUGGAGCCAAUCUCGCACUUUAUUUUUCAAUUUUUCAAAGCUCUGUGUCCCAGCCACUCUGGGCGGCUUCCCACAAAAAACAGUAAAACACAAUACAAAAUCAAGCAUUAAAAUCUUCCCUGAAAUUUGAGAUUGUAGCUUGUCGCAUGUCUGACAAGAUCAGUCAGGAUAAUGGUCACUGAUUUCAUUACCUGGCCAAAGCGGCCAUUCUUUUGAGAUGGUAAAUACCUUAGUUCUUGAAUCCAGAUCACAGACCUGCCCUGUUCAUACACAAAAUAUACCCUCAAGAGACAGGAUUUAUAAGGGAAAAGAAGCACUAGGAGAGCUUUUCCCAGUCUAUUUCCUUGGCCAGAGGAAAUAUUUGGGGUUGUUAAGAGUCAAGAUGACGUCAGGAUUCCUCUCCUGUGGUAUUUGAGACUUGUGGUUUAUAUACAUAUGUAAGUGUGUUUACCCUGUGCACUUAGGAUCACUUGUUUUAUAUUUGAGACCUUAGAAUUCUUAGAACAACUGAGUACCAGUUGCUGGAAAUUACAAGUGAGGGAAAUGCUUUUGCGCCCAGGUCCUGCUCCCAGACUUCCUGAGAAGCACAUUUCCUGACCCUAAGCACGUUUACUAGGGUAUAAGCCCUUUUAAACAUAGUAGGACUUCCUUCUGUGUAAACGUGUGUAGGAUUUUGCUGUAAAAUUGUAUUUCUAAAGAAGGCAGUCUUUUUUUUUUUUUUUAAAGAAAAGGUAGAUGUGUUGCUUGUUUAAGCACUGGAUAUGGGAGAGUGAGAAGGACAAAGGAUCAAGGUAAGAGAGAAAGCGGAGAGAGAGGGUAAAUACAGACACAAAAAGCUGCCCAGCCUACCAGCAAUAAAAACAACAGGUACGAAAGAAAAAAUACCUAGCUAGGGCCCUUUGAAAUGAAAUGGGGAAAUUCCCAGGAGAAAAUCCCUCUGUGUGUUUUUCCAUAAUGUGUUACCUGGUGUGGUUUCCUGCAUUUUUCAACUCAAGCUAAAACUUCAUACAGCAAUAGCGAAGGUUGGCAAGUGGUGUUGGGGUCUUCCUCUGGAGGGUGAAGGCACUGCCUGUCUAGGAAGGCAAAGGCUGGCUGCGCUUCUUCUGCUCUAUGGUUUGUUCUCUAGGAUGCAGUUGUGGUCGGGUGCCAGUGCUCGCCUGAUCGUCCCAUCACUGGCGUCACUGUAUCUUAACCGGGAGGUGGAGGAACGAGGUGGCAGCAGGGUCCGUGUUGUUCCCUGUCUCUUGGGUAAGGCAUAGCAACUCCCAUGAUGGGAGGUCAGGUAAGGGGGAAGAGUGUUGUGCAAAAACAGAGCUGUUAUAAGUUGUAUAUAAGUCAUAAGCCAAAGCAUUGCCCAUUACAGUGGAACCUCGGUUUUCGACUUUCUGGGAAGCUGAUCAAUUUGGAACACGAACACCAAAAACCCAGAAGUAAUCUCUUCCGUUUUUGAAUGCGCCUUGGAAGUCGAAUGGCAUCCACUGCGUGUUUUUCCAUUUUUUCAAUGGAUUAGGCUUUAAGCUAACAUUUAAAUUGCUUUUUUUAUUUGAAAAGCAAAAUACCUUUCUUUCUUUCUCUCUCUCUCUCUCUCUCUCUCUCUCUCUCUCUCUCUCUUUCUUUUCGUUGUGCUGGGGAAAAGGCAUAGAAGCCUUUGACAGUGUUCUGGUUUAUCAUGUAAAUAAAAGUUGAAUUUCCCCUCUUGCUUCACCUGGACUUUCCCUUUAGAUAGUGAAGCCAGAUCAUUUAAAUAAAAUGGUUGGGCCUGCCAUGAUUAACUGAAAGUCUGUGGCCUCCAGGCAAAGGUUUCGUUUGAUCUCCUGCCCCGCACCCACACACAUCCCAAUUAUCUUUUGUUUUCUUCAAUGAGGCAAUUUGUGGGUGAGCAAUUAUAUCCACAAACUGGUAGGUUUGAGCACUAAACUCAAAGCUCAAAGAACGGACUUCGCCCUGAUAUGAGAAUCUGAACAAUGUUUUCAUGCGCUGAAAGGAAUCUGUUUUUCACUGGGUUUUUCUCAAACUGUGGCACGGAAAGGUGUGUGGGGAUGGAAACCCAGAGGGGAAUGGUAGCAUCUAGAACAGGCAUAGGCAAACUUGCCCCUCCAGAUGUUUUGGGACUACAACUCCCAUCAUCCCUAACUAACAGGACCAGUGGUCAGGGAUGAUGAGAAUUGUAGUCUCAAAACAUCUGGAGGGCUGAGUUUGCCUGUGCCUGAUCUAGAAGCAGAUGGUGCCUUACCCCUCCAAGACCUCUGUAAAUUUCAACGGAAUUUAUAUUUCCCUUUCCUGGGGAACUGCCUCUGUACCAGCCUCUUACUUGCUCACAGGAGCUGAGAUGGCUUUUCACCAAAGAGACUAAAUUCUGUACAGUUGAUGGAGUUUAACAAAUGUUAUGGAGUUCAGUAUGGGCCGGCUCAGCAUUGCCAUUCUAGAUCACCAAAGGUAGAGGAUCUGGUAUGCUUUUUAUUGGAGUGUCCUUUCUAUUUAGAUCUGAGGAUCUGCUACCUUGAGCCCCUUAGUGUUGGAAUUACUAAUAACAGCUCUCCUUUCAGCAUUCAUUCUGUAUUUUUAUCUUGUGGACUGCUUUGAGAUCUUCGGAUGACGGGUGAUCUAUGAAUCAUCAUUAUCAUCAAUGUGUAUUGGCCAGAGAAGAUUAUUAUGCGACAUUUAGGACUGUGAAAUUUGUUCCAUUGGCUGUAGGGAGGCGGAAGACACUUGCCAUUUGAGAUGAUAAUGAAUGUUAAUACAUGUUGAGCAGUAGUAAUGGAAUAAUUUUAAUGAUAUUUCAGUAUGGUUCAAAGUAUUUUGCAUGCACCUGCUUUGUUGUUGCUGUUUUAAUGGUUUGUGUGAACGGCCUUAUUGACUUAAUGAGCAAUAAGCUUUGUGAAUCAGAGCAUACAGUGUGGGUGGCACUGUGGUCUAAACCACUGAGCCUCUUGGCUUGCCGAUCAGAAGGUCGGCGGUUCAAAUUUCUAUGACGGGGUGAGCUCCCGUUGCUCUAUCCCAGCUCCUGCCAACCUAGCAGUUUGAAAGCACGCCAGUGCAAGUAGAUAAAUAGGUACCGCUGUGGUGGGAAGGUAAACAGUGUUUCUGCGUGCUCUGGUUUCUGUCACGGUGUUCCGUUGCGCCAUAAGUGGUUUAAUCAUGCUGGCCACAUGACCUGGAAAGCUGUCUGUGGACAAACGCCGGCUCCCUCGACCCGAAAGUGAGAUGAGCGCCACAACCCUGUAGUCGCCUUUGACUGGACUUAACUGUCCAGGGGUCCUUUACCUUUUACCACGUGUCAGUUCCCAUGAAAGAAGGCUCCACUGAAUUAGAUCUGUUCAUUGUCAUGUGGGCACUGGUCCUAUGCACAGGAUGGGAGUAACUCAGGCUUGCAACCUGACACAUAGGAAGACAUUGGAAGCUACCUUAUACGGAGUCAGAGCACUGAGUGAUCUAGCUCAGUGUUCCCUACACUGUUAUCAGCUCUAUGGGGUUUCAGACAGGGAUAUUUCCCGGUCCUCCCAGACGAUGGCAGCGAGUGAACCUGGGACCUUCUGUGUGUGAUCUAUCACUGAGCUGCAGCCUUCCCCCACAAACCACUGAGCUAUGGCCAGGGGCGAGCUAAUCCUCACGUUAGAAGAAUUUGGGUCUUGUUCCUUUGAACAAAUGCUUUUAAGCCGCUGCUUUGCAGUGUCAACCGAGGGCACUCUCUGCUCCUUUGAGUUUCAUUCUUCUUAAAUUGUUUGCUCAGCAACAGCGACACAGGUGGGCUUUUCUAAGGAGACUCCCCACCUGUUCGGCAGCAGCUGUUGCCUGCAUAAACCGGACAGAAAAUUCCUGAAACUGUAGCUUAAUAAUCACACAUUGGUUUGCUGGAAAUACACUGCAUUAUUCAAUUUAGAAAUUCCCCUUUGGCGACCUGACAAGUAGUUUUUCCGGACAUGUGCCACAGGCAGGAUGAGUCAUGGCUUUUCAUUUUGCUUCCUUAUUUCUCCCCCCUCCGGAGCCCUUAUUUAAAGUCUGUGACAUUGGCUAACGAUAACAGAAGUGGCUUGGGAACGGCUUCCUUCAAAACUCUCUUAGAAGAAGGAUUCUUAACUUGCAUAUUCACCACUUUUUCAUUAUUAUUAUGCGCUUGCAGGAAUUUGUCACGGUCUUGGUGCGAGACCCUCGGAUAAAAAAGGAAGACUCCUGGCAUUCACAUAUAGACUAUGAGAUCUUCAUUCAUGUAAGUACACCAGCUACAGGGAAAAUGCUUUUGCAGCACUUUUGCCCAUGUCCUUUGAUCGCUGUGUAGAUAUGCAAACUGUGCCUUACAGCGCAUGAGACAAGCGGUUUCUUUAAACUGAUGUCUGUGGGGGGGGGGUGCUGACCCCCAGUUCAGGGGCCCGAUCAGCCCCUCAAGCCCGUUUUUCUGCCACCUUCCCUCCCAAUUCCACCAGUUUUGGUGGCAGCAGGAAAAGGAAAAUAAAAUAAAAAUAAAGGAGACACAGCACUAUGGCGGUCAGUGUCUUGACGCACACAAUCCUUUCCCUGGUUAUCAGAUCUGAUGCAAUGCUUUUGGUGUUUCCACAUGCCCUUCAGGUUUAGCUGUGGUCUCAAGCCUUUAAUGUGGCAGGCUCUGACCUGUGGAACUCCUUGCCAGUAGAAGUUUGGCCAUACAAUCCAGAAAGGGCCCCUGCCAGCCAGUUCUUAACCCAAUGGUGUCUGACAUUUUGUAUUGCAAUGCUGUGUUUUUAGUCUGUGUGCUGCCUUGUGAUGUUUUCUACGAAAGUGCCAAUUAUGUCGCUGCCCAGUAUACCUGAAGGAGUGUCUCCACCCCCAUCGUUCAGCCCGGACACUGAGGUCCAGCAUUGAGGGCCUUCUAGCGGUUCCCUCACUGUGAGAAGUGAGGUUACAGGAAACUAUCUGACUUUUAGAAUACAUCUGACAUUAAAACAUUAAAACAUCAAACAUGAAAACUUCCCUAAACAGGGCUGCCUUCAGAUGUCUUCUAAAAGUCAGAUGGUUGUUUAUUUCCUUGGCAUCUGAUGGGAGGGCGUUCCAUAGGGCGGGCACCACUACCGAGAAGGCCCUCUGCCUGACAGAUGACCCCUCAACCUCUAUUUAAAAAUCUCCAGUGGAGAAGAAGCCACCACCUUUCUUCAGAUGCAGAAAGGUAUCUGAAGUUAAAAAGAAUACAUUUAGAGUCCUUGGGAGUAUUGUUUUUUUCUACUAAAACACAGGCAGUUUUAUUUAAGUACAUAGGGACUCAGGCUUACUCCAGGCCCACACCAGGGGGAGUGCUGUUUCGAAUAACUUUAUAUUUUUGCUAAGGCAGUUUAUUAUUGGGUAGUUAUUGAAUCCUGUACCCUAGUUUUACGUGCUUCAGAUGUAAUGGUCUGAAGGCUGCAGCCACCCUUUUGAAUUUCACCCUCUUGUCUGAAUACACAUACCUGCUCUUUUCCCACAUGCCAGUUCUUUUCAUCCGCUCCUGGUUUGUGCAAAUUACAACUUGCCCAGAUCUGAUUUCUUGGCAUAAAUUGGGUGGAAAGGAAGUUUAGCAUUAGUUUUUAAUAUGUAAUAUGGAAGUUCAGGGAAGUUUUUAAUAUGUAACGCUGUACUGUUUUUAACACUUGAUUGGGAGCCGCCCAGAGUGGCUGGGGAAACUCAGCCAGAUGGGCGGGGUAUAAAUAAUAAAUUAUUAUUAUUAUUAUUAUUAUUAUUAUUAUUAUUAUUAUUACUAUUAUUAUUAUCAUGCACAGAAGUGUCAUUUCUGAUUGUUCAAGCUGCAGUUUGGAGAAUAAUCCUAACCCUUCCUUUCUCUCCGUGGUCUGGAGUUUUGAUAAGUAAGGAGAAAUAAUCUUCUUGAUUUAAUCCAGUACGCUAGUGAGACUAGGAAAAGCAAUCACGUGAGUGAUAACACGGGGCAUAGUUUCAUGAGCAGGUGAUGCAUUUUAUCUUUCAGGAAGCAGUUGGGUGACUGACUUGGUCUCAUGAAGCAGCUAUCACUGGCAUCCGUGAUAAUUGCAUUGUAUUUAAUGGAACAGGAUAAGGACAUUGGUGGAGAUAUAGGGAAGCACUUAGACUUCUAGGAGUAAGAAUCAGGAUGUUGGAUGGGCUUUUAAAAAAAUGUAGACUUUAAUAGUUUGGUUCUGUCGCUACACACAACAGCAUCCACAGUCUUCCUCAAACUUUACAUGUAUCAAAAGAACUGUGAUGGAAACAUGGCCUUGUGCUUUAGAUGCUAAUUAUUUUAACCUGGCAGUCACAUGCAAAGAUGUUCCUGUGAUCUGAUUCAAGGUUCUCCUGGAUUCUCUGUUUAACUGUGGAUUGUUUGGGACGAGGUUUGCAGAUUCUGGUCUGGGAACUAAAAUCCUCUUUGGGAUCAAGGGGAUUUCUAGGCCUUGGCAAGUACAUCGGCUGAAACCUCCACGUUUUCCAUUUGGGUUGCAGCUCCAGCAAUUUGCACUAUUCUGACAUUCAGGGGCAGUUUUAGAAGGCUCUUGUUAGGUGGCACAGAGGCCUGCGGUUAAGAAAGGGGCCUGCUGAGCAUUUGCUACCUCGCCAUGCCUUGCACUCCUCCUUCCGGCAACUUCUGAAGCUAAGCUGGUGCCAGACAUAUUGCGCUGCUUUCCUUUGGACCACAUCAGCAAGGCUGAGGUCUUGUCAUGUGGGCCGCCCAGGACCUUCAUACAAACUGCCCAGACUUGCUUCCCAGGAAGCUCACUUUUUUGCCGCUAGUGCAGCAGUUUGACUUCACCCCCAGAGGCACACUCCAUUGGAUGGAUGCAAACAACGAAGUUCUUGGGUAUUGGGAAGGUGGUGUAUCUUCGAGUCAUGGUGAACAAGUCCUGUCUCUUUACAGACAAACAGCAUGUGCUUUACGAGGAAAACGUCUUGCGUCCGGCGGCGCUUUCGUGAAUUCGUGUGGCUUCGCCAGAGACUUCAGAGUAACGCAGCGCUAAUGUGAGUCAAUGUCCAAAUGUUUCUGAAACUUGCUUUAUUAAAGCGUACACCUAGCCUUUUCCCUCUCCCAGAGGGUAGGUUAAAAACCUCAUUCUUUUUCUGAAAGAGGAAUAGGAAAUAUAGCCUUGAUCUAGUGCUGUGGGGGAGAAGAAGCACUUGAUCUUUCUUGCCUCCUUGUCAGGACCGGCCCUACCAAUAGACAGAGUGAAGCAGCUCCCUCAGCACAGGAGAUGUUGGGCUGGGGGAAUGGCAAUAAAAUGCUGGAGGUUGUGCUGUAUGUGCCACAUGCCUUGCUCCCUAGCCUGCUUCCCUCAGGGCAAUGAAGGGCGUGCUCUGUUUCCAGUGUUGAAAUAAGAUUCAGAUGCCAGUUCAGUUGGCUAUUGCAUGCAGGAUGUGCAGGGUUUUUCCUUGUCCUUUGCCUUGGGCAGCAAAAUAUCUUGGACCGACCCUGCACCAAUAAUCAGUUUCAUAUGUUUGCAGGGUAGGGAACAUGGAGAAGAGGGAAGCAAAGGCUUCCAUUCAAACCAUCCCUGUGGUGCCUCUGCCUUUCCCAAGUCUCUUGUGCUAUUAAUAAUAUCUUGUAUUAUUUAUGAAGUCCUUGACGUUUCGCUAAGUGCUGUGCAAGGUAAAGGAUGCUGAACGUUUUGCUAAGUGCCUGGCAAAUAAUUAAAACAGACAGGCCUCUGCCAGAACAACUUAACAUAUUUUUUUUACAUGGCACAAAGGAAGGAGAACAUUUUGUGGACGAGGUACAGAGGAAGGUACAACAUCACUCAUACAUGAGAAGGAUACCCACCCAUUCAGCAAUGCACAUGCAAUCCCAGUUUAGUGUGGGUACUGUGGUGUAAACCACUGAGCCCUGGGCUUGCCGAUCAGAAGGUCGGCAGUUUGAAUCCCCGCGACAGGGGGAUUGUUCUGUCCCAGCUCCUGCCAACCUAGCAGUUCGAAAGCACGCCGGUGCAAGUAGAUAAAUAGGUACCACUCUGGCGGAAGGUAAACGGUGUUUCCGUGCGCUGCUCUGGUUUCGCCUAAGCGGCUUAGUCAUGCUGGUCACAUGACCCGGAAAAACUGUCUGCAGACAAAUGCCGGCUGUAAAGCGAGAUGAGCGUCGCAAUCCCAGAGUUGUCUGUGACUGGACUUAACUGUCAGGGGUCCUUUACCUUUUAAUCAUGAACAAGCUGUGAUUUUUCAUUCUCAUUUGCUGGCCAUAGUUUGUCAAUUCAGACAUCACACCAAGCCAUAGCUGAGCUCUCCUAACUAUGGCUUUGUGUGCUGUCUGAAUCGAGCUACUGUUCUUAGGAAGCUGGCUUUGGUCAUCGCACAGAUAGCACAUUCAGAACACUCCUCUGCCGCUGAAACUAUGGUCUUGAAAGCACAUAGGGCCUCCAUAUCAUGGAAGCCAAGAGGUCUGGGUCAGUGCCUGCAUAAGCCAUGCCUGGGAACCAAAUGUAUGUCACCUUGUUUUGCAAGAUGGAAGGAAGCUGAGAAAGCGAUGUAAAAAAACCCUAAUUGCUGAGGGAGGGAGGGAGGAGUAAAGGAUAGGAGAGAUAGAUGGUGGUAACACUUCAUGUAUCAAAUGAAGGAGAGUGUAGUAGCCCAUGGAAGCUGUUGCUGCAGUGUUAAUCAGCUAAUAUUAGCUUGCCCCCAAAUGGUUCAUAGCUUUUGCCACAACAAGCGAACAUGGCUGCAACUCUGAAGUUUGCUGUCAAAGUGUGUGGCUAUUAGCUUUGCCAGGUGUUAAGUCGUUGCCCAUAGAAAUCCCAAGUCAGUAUUGUUUCAUUUUUCUCCAUCUGAGUUCAGCAAUCCUUUUAACCAGUGCUAUUUAUCUAGAAAAGAAGGUGUUCACCAGGAACGCCUCCCUUGUUCUCUUAUAAUGGCAACAGCGCCCCCCUAAGAGGUGCUGAAACUUGAGUUCCGGCUGGGAAAAAAGCCCCGCUUUUAACAAACAAACCAACAAAAGCAUUUUUAUUCAUGUUUUUCAUUUUGGGCUACUCACGCUUUCUGGUUUGUGUGUGUGUUUUAAAGACAACUGCCAGAACUUCCAGCCCGGACGCCCUUUUUCAACACCAAUAACCCCCAACACGUGGACCAGCGCCGACAAGGCUUGCAGCAGUUCCUCCAAAAGUGAGUGCGCUUGCUUCUUCUUCCCGUUUGGUGGUUUUCUUGUUUUAAUGAGCUUAUUAAUUUCCGGGGCCCUCAUCCCUUGUACACGACAGCCACCUUGUGGCCACAGUUGUGCAUUUGCACAAGCUCCCAGGUAAGGGCUGCAUAAUGUAGCUGAGAUGCUGAGCACACUCUGUUUCCAUUCCUGUAACGUUUUGUUUACUCUGGGAUCCCCUCCCCCUUUUACCCUUUGAAGCAGCACUGCGUGUAUGUAUGUUUUUCUUGAAAUGUGAUACGGUGAAGGAACUAAAUUGCCACUCUCUGGUGCAAGCUCAACAGACGUAAAAUAGGCAAGAGGCUUAAAUUGUCCUUUUUUGCAGCACAAAGAAUAUUAAAGCCUUACUUAAAUAAAGAGGCAGCAUAUGUAUUGUGUUUGGUAUUGUAUUGUGUUCGGUAUUUAUUGUGUUGUGAUUAGGAUUGCAGCAUCAAUGGGAGUUUCACGGCAAUAAUUGCUCUUUUUUAAAUAUUAAUUUUUAUUAGUUUUCCACAUUUUAACAAAUCCAUCCAAAUUAUUUAAAUUUAAUACAUUCCCCCCCCAAAUAGGUUUCCCACUCCCGUUACAAACAUAUGUCCAUUACAUUCCUGAUGUUAUUGCGUCAUUCUUCUUUAAUCACCUUCUCAACCUUCUAUUAUAAUUGCUUUUUUAAUGUACCUGCAAAUUAGAAGCAUAGUCCUCAGAUUUCAUAAGAACAUAAGGCAAACAUGCUGGAUCAGGCCAGUAGCCCAUCCAGUCUAGCAUCCUGUUCUCACAGUAGCCGACCGGAUGCCUGUGGGAAACCGCCAAGCAGGACCUGAACACAAGACCCACACUCUCCUCUUCUGUGGCUUCCAGCCAGUGGUAUUCAGAAGCGUUGCUGGCUCUGAUUGUGGAGGCAGAGCCAAGCCAUCAUUGGUUGUAGCCAUUGAAAGCUUUAUUCUGUAUGAUUUUGUCCAACAUUGCCUCCUGUGGCAAUGAGUUCCACAGCUCAACUAUACACUGUGUGAAGCUGUACUCUCAGUUCUGAAUCUUCCAGCCUGCAGCUUCUUUGGCUUUCCUUGAGUUCCAGGGUUGUGAGAGAGGGAGAAAAACUCUUCUCUGCCCUCCUUCUUCAUGCCAGGCAUAAUGUUAUAAAGGUCUAUUGUGUUAACUUUUCUCUAAACCAGUGUUUCCCAAACUGGGGCUUCCAGCUGUUUCUGGACUACAGUUCCCAUCAUCCCCGACCAUUGGUCUUGCUAGCUAGGGGUGAUGGGAGUUGUAGUCCAAAAAACAGCUGGAGACCCGAGUUUCCUGAACUCUAAACUGAGAAAUCCCCAAUGGUGCAAGCUUUUUUCAUAGGGGGAUUGCUCCAUCUCUGUGAUCAUUUUGGUUGUGUCCAGCAAACAUGCGGCUGCUGUCGAACCUUCUCCUUUGGAAUGGUGAAAUCGAUUAGUAACCCUCUUGAAAAUCAGUGGUGCCACCGUGGUCGGACUUGGGGCAGACGUCUAGGGCUCUGUUCAACAGAGCUUCUUAACGCUGUUAGACCAUUAAGUCCACAGUGGUCCUAACGGUCACAUCCUGUCUACAGGCUUCCUCUACAGUGGCCAUCUGUUUGGCCACUGAGAGAAUGGGAUGCUGGCAGGGCCAGAUUUAGGUUUGAUGAGGCCCUAAGCUACUGAAGGUAAUGGAGCCCUUUAUAUGUCCACCUGUCCUUUGUCACUGUUUUUUGUGUUGGAUAUAUGCUACAUGGUAAUUUAUGGACCUAAUAGGUAUCUCAAGCCAUUUGCACAUAACAAAGUAGUAUUUUAUCAAAGUAAAUUUGAUUUUGGAAAUGCACAUCCAGGUUUUUUUCCCUUUAAAUUUUUUUGGGGGGCCCCCAAGAGAGUGGGGCCCUAAGCUAUAGCUUGUUUAGCUUAUACAUACAUCCGGCACCAGAGCUCCCCAUAUGUUCUUAUAUAAAAUUACGACGAUUAUAAAUCCAUUCACCAACCCCUGUUCACAUGACCAAUCCAUUAUUGAUGGCCGUUCAGCAGUUAAAAAGAAUCUUGUUCAGGUCUAUGGGCCAACACUUUUUUCAGCUGUAAAAACAAUCCUAUUCUAAUACAGUGGAACCUUGGUUCUCAAACUCAAUCCAUCCCAGGAGUCUGUACGACUCCUGAAACCAUUCGAAAACCAAGGCACAGCUUCUUAUUGGCUGCAGAAGCCUCCUGCACUCAAGCGGAAGCCGCUUCAGGUGUUCAGCUUCCGAAAAUGUUUGAAAACCAGAACACUUCUGGAUUUUCAGCGAUCGGGAGCCAAAACGUACGAGUACCAAAGCAUUCGAGAACGAAGGUACGACUGUAUUGUAUUAUUGGUAUUAGAGGCUGCGAAUAGCACUGUCUUGUCAUAAUGCUAUAUAACUACACUCAUUUGUUUUUGCUAUUGGCAUGCUCAAAACAGUUUAUUUUUGCCAAAAUAAACCUCAUUUCAUAUUUGAUCCCCUGUCCCCUCCACACCUUUAGCUUCUAUCCUGUCCCACAAAGCUUCCCAUAAUUUUUCUUCACCGCAGUGAGAUUACCUAGGAAAGAUCCAGCGAGGGAGAGCCCUGAUGUACUUUCAUUGCCUGCAGCUGCCAUUUUUUACUGGCGCAGAGGACUCUUAUUCAUAAGCAGGAUUUAUAACGUCUGGGAGAAACAGCUAGGAUUAUAGCUCCUGUUACAGUGUUUAUACAAGCAUUCCCUUCCAUCCUGUGGCCACAUAAACAUCAGUGCGCUGAUCGUCUGAUGGAGGAUCUGCCUUGGGGUGUCGCAAACUGGAAAGGCUGGGGAAUCCCCCAUCUGUGCAAUGUGUAGUGAGGGGUGUGGGAUCUUGUAUUUAUGUACCUUGGCUCGUGGGUUGAGCAGGAAGAUGGAAGAGGAGAGAGUUGCAUUGUGUAAUGGAGCAUAAUUCAUAAAUAAGGGAUUCCCAGCCUUUCCAAGGUGCAAAUUCCCUGGAAAGGGAAGAAAUGCUCAAAAUAAACAUACCGAUUUUAGCCCAGAGAUGUAAGAGAACUACUACAGCCAACAGGAAAAUUGAAAGCACGUUCCUAAAUUAGAAUUAAGAAGCCUCACAUAAGAAUAGCCUCUGAAUUGCGUAAUGCAAUUAUGUGGCCUUCUUGGGCACCCAAAUUGUGCCACUUUUUAGAUCAGGACCUCCGCCCCAUCUAAAUUUCCUGCUCACAAGCCAUUUCUCCACCCACAAAACCCUUUUUUCAGUGCCACAAUCAACUGAGGGCCACAAAACACCCCUGGAUUUACCCUAGGGGCCAUCAGUUGCUCACCCCUAGAAAUACGUACAAGACUGAAUAGCAUUAGGGAUACCUGUAUUCGUGAGACAACUAUGCAGACUGGUUUUUCUACAGUGAAUAUAGCUUUAAAUUAUUGUGCGGGGUUGGAUCAAAUGUUCCCACGGUUGAGGUUUGCGGGCUUGUGGACAGAGGUUCCCUGCUUGCCAAAGGUCCCUGGUUUCACUCCCUGCCCCCUGCCUGGAUCCCUGAGGAGACAGAAGAACUAAAUGGGUAGAAAGGCAGCUCCUUACGUUUCAGAGGAGCUAAAGGUGUUCAGAGGCCUGCAGCUUUCCUGGCGAGUGGAAUCUGAGCAUGCCCUGCCCAGAAUCUUGAGGGAAGGGGCAGAGCAUGUCCCUCAACAUUGGACAUGCUCUGUUCUCCUACUUUGAAAAUCUAAACCAGAGGCUGGGUUUUUAUUAAAGUGAACGAGCAGGCGCUCCCAAUUAAUUAAUUUUUACGCACAGGCUUUUUGUCUCUCUCUGCAGAGCCAGCGCAGCACCGACAUAAAACGGUCUGCAGCUUUUAUAAAUAGCCAUGGCUGUUUCGGUGCCAGAAGCUGCUUAUAGUCUGAGUCUCUGGAAAAAUGGAGGAGGGCAGCAAAAAAGCAGCCUAGGGUUCGAGUUCCCACUUUCUGUGCCCCCCCCCUCCACAUCUGAGGAAAGGGAGGAGAGUGAGAGGUUCCUGACUAGAAUGUAUGCCAAACCGUAAGUCCAGGCCCCACACAAAUUUCUGUUGAUAGUGUCUGGCUAGGAUGGUACAUCUACCCUCCUUGAGAACAGAUGCACAGUCUAUGAUCUAGUUGGCAGUGUGAAUUCUGGCCUCUUAUGGGGGUCGUCUCCAUUUAUUGGAGCAAAUUAAAGGAAACUGCUUUUCCUAAGGAAAGGGAAUGAAAGAAGACCUCCACACAACCAUCAAUGUUGUGGAAGCGUAGGUAGGUCCACUGCUGCUCUCUCCAGCACCAUUAUAGUUCCUGCUGCCUGUUGGCAUGGGAGAGAGGGCAGAGGAGCGAGCCAAGAAUGCCUGUUGCCAGAGGCAGAACUAGGCUUUACUUCUCCUGGGUCAAAGACUUAGUUUGGCACCCCCCCCCAAAAAAAACACAUUUCUGUACACACACGUGUGCGCACACACACACACACAUACGGAGGCUCAAGGCUGCUCCUCCGGAGGUUUCACCCGGGAACACACACACCCCAUUACGGCGCUGCCCAUUGCUGAGAGUAGCAACAGGUUUUUUAAAAAUGUACCAGAUUUUCUGCAGAAAGGGUGAGUCCGCAUAACAUAGGGGGUUGUGGAAUGUGUGCUGGAAUUGAAUGCCCACAACAUCAUGGGGACAGGGCCGGAUUUAGGUUUGAUGAGGCCCUAAGCCAGGCUUCCUCAACCUCGGCCCUCCAGGUGUUUUGAGACUACAGUUCCCACUAUCCCUGACCACUGGUCCUGCUAGCUAGGGAUCAUGGGAGUUGUAGGCCAAAAACAUCUGAAGGGCUGAAGUUGAGGAAGCCUGCCCUAAGCUACUGAAGGUAAUAUGUCCAGCUGUCCUUUGUCAACAACAAAUUGUCACCGUUUUUUGUGUUGAAUAUAUGCUAUAUGGUAAUUUAUGGACCUAAUAGGUCCAUACACAACGCAAAACACUGUUGCUGUAUGUAGGUUUUAUUUUAUUUGGUUUUUAUCUUAUAUUUUGGAAAUAUACAUCCAGUUUUUUCCCCUUUAAACUCUUUUGGUGGCCCCCCAAGAGAGUGGGGCCCUAAGCUAUAGCUUGUUUAGUUUAUAUGUAAAUUUGGCACUGAAUGGGGAUACUGUUUCAUAAAUUGGGGUCCUGCAGUCAGAACCCCUCUGCAAACCCCCUUCCUUGGAUUUCUUGCUAUUAACCACCUCAGGGAAAAAUUGUGGAUUUUAAGACAAAAAUGGCAGGGACCCAAAUUCUCCCCUAAACUAUAAGGAUGGCUAUUAUUUUUUUCUUUUCCAUGCGAUAACUACAAGAGAAUGCAUUUGUAAAUGAAACAAAACCAAGAAGGGGUUUUCCAAUGUCGGCAACAAAAUGAGAAAGUCACAGGAAACAAUUAAGAUAGUAAGUGGAAAAAGCAAACGGAAACAAAACCUACCAUGGCCACUAUAUAAUAACAAACAAGGUACACUAUGUACAAGACACUGGAAUGAUCCAAACAGUACACUCCAAAUAGAAAACAAAUCAAUUCUCCAAUAAAUACUGAAUGAAAUUUCCAGAACUGGAACUCGUUUCAUGCUUUUUCAACCAAUGGCAGCUAAGAACCCCUUAUUCUCAGUAGAGCAUGAGACCCUUGAUCUCAGGGUUGUGGGUUCGAGAACCAUGCAGGGCAAAAAUUUCUUGCGUUGCAGGGGGUUGGACUAGAUGACACUUGUGGGGCCUUCCAACUCUACAGUUCUAGGAUUGCCUCAAUUCUCUAGAAGAAUUUUUCUCUCUCUUUCUAGGUGGUGUCAGUACAAUAGACCCUGAAAACAUACAUGUAAUUUGUAUGCUACCUUUUUUUCUACACGUGGAAAACUCAUUUCAGUUUUCAAUUUUCUUAAAAAUAUUCUUUUAUUAUUAUUUUUUGCAUUUUUUUUUUUUUUUGGUAAACUUUAUUGUAGCCUCCGUUUCGCGAAGAUUCCUGCUGAAACAUCUAUGUGUGUGCAUUCAAUAGAGGGCACCAGAACACAGGCUGUGUUUGCUUGUUUCUGCGGUCUUGUUUCACCUCCUCCUCCUCAGCUCCCUCCCUUCCGCUGCCUUCCCAUCAUAAUAUGAUGUAAAUGGGCUGAGUAAAUUUGUUGAAAACAAAAUCAGAGUGUUAACCUUCUGCACACAUGCAGGCCUGCAUCUGUCACUAUAUUGGGUUACAGAAGAUACAGGAAAUCUUUAGUUAGGAUUAAGUUGCGCUGCUCAGCCAUAUGCUCUCCUCCAACAGAACAGUGUGUAAUAUACCUAAUAAAAUCAUGUUGAAAAGAACCAGAUUUUGGCCUCUGUCCAAACAAGACCAACCACAUGUUUUGCCUUUAUUAAAACAUACUUGUUUUUAGCUUGGGGAGGAGGAAUUCAUUCUGAUUCGCGCAUCCUGAGCCCUCUGCGGAUGGUCUAAAAGCAAACAUCGCAGAGAUUACUUUAUGCACAAACUGUUCUUUGGAGGAGCCAAAAGGUGGGUUUAGGCUCCCGUUCCAGCAGAGAUUAGGAUCUUAAAAGCCUCUUUGCAUGCAAAUGCCCCAAGCUUUAUGUGAGCCGGGAUGUUGACCCAUGAAUAUAAGAAGCAACAGAGAGUGCCUCUGAGCAUGCACAGACUGGUAUUCCCUUCCACCACUAGGUAGGGAAGAGUGCGGCCACUAAGCAGGCCUCAGGCCCUUCAUGGGUCCAUACAGGUGUGUAUGAAAAUGUAAAAUCUGUAAAACCAUUUGAUUGUAUCCCACUUUAAUAAGAGCAUUGAAGCCUCAUAUAUAUCUAUUUGUUCUUCUGUAAAUUCAGGUGCUCUGCAGGUGUUGCCAUUUUGGAUUUGGCUGGUAACGUCAAACUGCAGUGUGAAAAUUUAGUCCUCUUUCUCCAUGUCUCUUGCCCUGGGGUGUUUUCCUUGAAAGAUACCCUGCUCCCAUCAGCCAGGUUAAAAAAAGGAAAAAGGUAAAGGACCCUUGGACAGUUGAGUCCAGUCAAAGGCAACUAUUGGGUGCGGUGCUCAUCUCGCUUUCAGACCAAGGGAGCUGGCGUUUGUCCACAGACAGCUUUCCAGGUCAUGUGGCUAGUAUGACUAAACUGCUUCUGGCGCAACGGGACACCAUGACGGAAACCAGAGCGCAGGGAAACUCUGUUUACCUUCCCACCACAGCGGUACCUAGUUAUCUACUUGCACUGGCGUGCUUUUGAACUGCUAGGUUGGCAGGAGCUGAGACAGAGCAAUGGGAGCUCAACCCGUCACGGUGAUUCAAACCGCCAGCCUUCUGACUGGCAAGCCCAAGAGGCUCAGUGGUUUAGACCACAGUUUAGACAACCCCACUUUGUGCUGAAAGAAUGCAGAAGGAGAAUGACUGCGUUGGCUAUCCCUGCCAACCCUCACUGCUGAUAUAAAGGGUGGUGAUUUCUCCCACCUUCUAUGCAUGCCAAAGGGGUUUAUACAUGUAGAGGCAAAGAGGAGAUCCUGAUUGGGCCUGGAUCUCCCCUCAUAUAUGCCUACAGUAGCAUGCAUGCAGACCCCUUCACGCAUGUGCUGUGUUCCUCUCAAGAUAUGAGGCAGGCAAGCAAGACAUUUACAGCUACUUGUGGUUAGUUCUGCAUGAAGCCUGCAACUUAGGAUCCUAGAGUUGUAAGGGACCCAGGGGUCAUCUAGUCCAACCCCCUGCAAUGCAGGAAUCUUUUGCCCAAUGUGGGGCUCGAACCCCCUAGUCCUGGGCAUCAUAUAUUACCCAAAACUGGUUUGAAGUCUAUACUAUGAUACUGGUUUCAUAAUUUUUGACCUGGCAAUAUAUUGCAAAACAUGGUGUGUGUGUGUGUGUGUGUGUGUGUGUGUGUGUGUGUGUGUGUACCCGCUAAGCAAAAAUCACAAUGUGGGGAAAAACUCUGAAGCCAGCCAAUUCCUCUACAUAACUCCGUCCUUCAUUCAGACAUUGUGAUAUAUCGGUAUAUCCUGAUGUUUAGCUGGUGAUAUAUCACAAUGUUGAAAACCAGAUAUCGCCCAGCCCUAGAACCUGUGACCCUAAGAUUAAGAGUCUGAUGCUUUACUGACUGAGCUAUCCCAGCAUUUAACUUGUGCACAUUCAGAUUUAUGCGCCUGGCAAUAAUAAUAAAAAUAGGGCACAGGCAUCCAGGAAAAAAGACUUUGGCAAUCCUUCCCACCAUUGCACCCAAGGUCUUUUAAGGUGAUUUUGACAUUAGGCAUGAUUCCCAGAACAUAACCCCCGGGGCUUACUAUAUACAUUUCAACUAGUAGACCCUCUUAAUGCAAAAAAUAUCGGAGCCCCACGGUUUAUUUCACAAUAAAAAGCUUGGGGGAAAGAUGAUUUUAGGGCAUGUGGGUGAACAAAACCCAUAUUUCAGUUCACAGGUUGACUCAGCAUUGACAUGUUUGCGCUGCCAAGUUCCUGUACCUGUUGUUUAAGGGGCGUCUUUCUGAUUUAUUAUUUCUGGUCCCUUCACUUCUUUCAUAACCUCCAGAUGGCACUGUUAAGCAGAAAAGAGAAUAACUGUAAAAUAACAAGCCUAAUGCAAAAUAAAAUUGGAAAUUGAAUUAUAGCUAUUGGGGUGGGGGCAGGGAACGAGGAGGGGGGGGGAAGAAGGUAGCCUUGAGGUGCUGACCAACCUGUGCUUUUAUCACUUCUGUUUGCUGUUCCCAAGUGUUAGGUUACCAGCAAGUUAAUAACAGGGCUUUGUCGGUUCAAGGCUUAGCAGAAUUGCACUGGACACGAAAUAAAGCUAAAAUGAAUUUCUGUCCAAUAUCAUUGACAUUAGUGCUCAUUACUUUUGUGGCGCAACGCCUCAAACCAUCAAAAAUCAAUUUUAAAGAUUACCGAUUAUUUUAUAAAGAAAAUAAAAUACAUUUCAAACAGCAGCAAAGCAGUAACAGAGUAUACUCUCAUGAACAGUUACUUAGGCUUUAGUUGGGUGGCAAAAUCAAACUACUGAUAGCACCAUUUUUUUAUUAUUAUUACAAAAAAAACCUGCUAAGAACUGAAUUGCAUGCAUGCUGUAUUCAAAUGUCUUUUUUGUUACAAAACUCUGAAUUUAAAAAUAGGGAUGUCAGCAUGUUGUUUAAAAAAACCCUACGUUCUUCCUGAUCUUGCAACAAAUUUCGAAAGCAAACACCGAUGAUACUUUCAUUUUUUUAAAAAACAAACAAACCAACGCUACUGCUUUUUUGUGUGAAUUAUGGUUUGAAGCCAUAGAAGCUACUGAAGGCAUCAAGAAAGGUUUCUGAGUUAAGAUUAAGACCUACUGAGUUUGAUGGAAGAAUUGAGCAAGCCGGUCCCUUUCUUCAGUGUAAAGUGCUUAACUUUGGCUACAAUUUGAUCCUUUGUUUAUUAACAGAAUUCAAUAUAUCACAUGGCUUUAGAUGUGCUGGAGUUCAGAAAAGUCAUUCAUACUCUAUAUACUAUUUAUGUAUUUCAUUUAUACCUCACAUUUUAUCCAAGAAGCUCAAGUUUGUGUACAUGGUUCUCCCCCUCGUCAUUUAUCCCCAACAACCCUAUGAGGUAGAGGCUAGACUGAGGCAACAACUGGUCCAAGGUCACCCAGUGAGCUUCAUGGCCGAGUGAGGAUUUGAACCCCCUUCUCCUCAGGCCUAGUCCAAUGCUAACCGCUGCACCUCAUAGCAAGUGAGGUAUUUGGAGAUUUGCUGUUGUUUGGAUAGUUGCGGGUAGAAAAAGGCUGCUUCCCUCACCGCGAGGAGGGUAAUAGCAAGCCAGAGAAUAUUUGCUUAAUUCUUCAUAUCUCCCCUGCCUCAUUGCAGUUGAAAGUGCUCAAUAACAUGUGGCAUAUUGACGGCCAAAGGUAUAGUUGCACUCUGAGCAGACCCAUUGAAAACAACGGACUUAAAGUCAGCCGUGACUUUUAAGUUCGGUCAUUUCAUUGGAUCUACUGUUGACUAUAAGUAUCCUCUUCGGUUGCAUUCCUAACACCACUUACCUGUGGGUAAGCCCCAGAGUAUUCAGUAGGCCUUCCGAGUAGACAUAGUUAGGAUUGUGCUGUGUGCAGGAUUUCGCCACAGGGCAAUGAACCCUAAUUCAUUGGUGCUCAUGGACAGCUGAUGUAUAUGCAGGCAUUUUUAACCUGCCUGAAUGCAGUAUUUGAAAACUUUGUUGAAUAUACGGCACUCAAAGUGGAGUGGGUGAUCAUCCCCUUUCUUUUCAGAUAAAUAUAUAGCCACCCCUGUUUUGUUUCAGGUAGACAUAACUGAUUUUGGCUUAACCAUCUCACUUCCUUUUAUUCACCUGACACUGGAACCAUCCCACUUCCUUCUUUAAUCCUCAUAAUAAUUAAUACUGUAGAUUUCCAGGCCUAGCCUAUCUAUUGACUUGAUAGGCUUUUGCUCAAGACCUAUUAUACUGUAUCAAGUACUGGACCCUUCUGAGAGAAGAUUUUAAUAACAUUGUCCAGUUUUAAUGGCCAAAUGACACUUGAGACAAUCAGAAUGUGCUUUUAUGCUAACCUUCCGUGGGGCAGGCAAGGGAUGGCUUUAGUUGGCCAUACUGAACGAAUGGUCCCUUAGAGAAAAUUGUUUACUUUGAUUGGUUUCAGAAAUGAAAGUUGGGGGCUGGAUGCUAUGAACUAUUUAUUAAAACAGCUAAGCUUAUCUGUGUAGUAUUUUAAGGACCUAAUUCUCCAGUUACUGGGAGCAAUCCACUUGCAUUUUCAAAAAUGUUUUGCAAAAACCAGAUUAGUUCUGCCAGGGAGGGGGAGAAUGCUGUUACUGUUUAAUACAGUUUGUGCUAAUUGCACAUUUAGUUGAAUUAAACAUUUUAUGCAGAACUGAGUGUUUUUUAUUUUAAAUGUGUGUAUUGCAAUUAUAUUUUAAAAAUCACUGAAAUGUAAGGUUCCCUUGCUCCUGCUUCCACAAAUUACUUUCCCAACCUGUGUAAAAGUAGAUAAUAAUUGCACAUGGCAUUCAAUUUGUACAUAUCUUUAAAAUACAUAUUUUUUUGCAUUUGUGCAUUAAAUGAUUUCUGUUUUACAGAGGCAUUUGAAGGUCCAAAUCUUACAGCGCCUUAUACUUAGUAAUGUUUUUGAUGUGUAUACAAAGUAACUGAUUCUGAACCAGUUUCCAUAGUAGUAUGUUAUUUCAGCCCUUUCGCCCCAGCCAAAAAAGUAAUUGAUCCACAUGGUAGUAGCAGAUGGUUAAAUGGGAAAAAAUGCCCUUGGAAUUAUUCUUAUAACAGAUGUUCAAAACUAUUAGUGCCAUGCUUUUAUUCACCUAAAAUUCCAAAUAAUUUAUUAAAGAAAAGCACACAUCCAACCAUGCCAACAUAUACAGUAUACUGGAUUCAAAACUGUAUUGGAAGUUAAGUUUAAAAUAUUUUUAAAAGGAAGACAAUGUUGAAAAAAUGAUAUCGGAAGGUGGUUCAUUUUUUCUCUUUAUUUUCUUUAAAGGAUUCUGCAGAAUCCUCUUCUGCUUUCAGACAGUAGACUUCACCUCUUUGUACAAACCCAGCUGAACCCAGAGGACAUUGAGGCAUGUGUAUCUGGACACACGAAAUAUUCUGUUGAAGACGCAAUCCACGAGUUUGCCUGUUUGAAACGACGGUUUCCUGUAGAAGACGAAGGGAGGAAAAAGGAGAAUUAUGCAGAUUCCGAUUCCGAAAGGUUACUUCCUUACAUUUUGCUAAACAUGCACAUAUGAUAAUAAACACAGUUCACUUUUGUUGUUGUUGAUGCAGUGCUAAGAUAAUGAAAAAAUUAAUUGACUGAGAUUUUAUUGAGCUGUGACAGCUCAUCAUAGAAGUCUUCACAUACACCUCCACACUGAAUUAAUGAAUGCAGUAGAAAUUCAAUUAUCUGCAUUCUGAUUAUGUGAAUUUCAUUUAGUCAGACUUGAAUUAUUCGCGUUUAAAUUAUCUCGCUAAAAAAAAUAUCCAACUGCACUCCAAAUGGCUAAUUAAAAGUCCAAAUUUCCUGUCUCUCUUUUGUGACUGGGGAUAAUUAAAGUUCUCCUCUGUUACUCAGGCUUUGAGUGUGUUGUGAAAACCAAUUUCCUCUCUCUUCUUUCUCUCCCUCCCCCCCACUUUUCCCCCCUCUGCAGUUCAUCCUCAGGGCUUGGACACAGCAGUGAUGAUAACAUUUCCCAUGGAUGUAAAGGAAGCACAGACACAGUUCCUGAAGAACCCUGAAAUAUCAUUUAUGUGUUGCCAUCACUCCAAUGACAGAUACACAGCUUCUAUCUUGGUUGAAAGUUACAGAUGACAUAGACUGACCAUGCACCCAACUUCCAAGGCAUGCCUUUUCUCUGUUUUCAAAACAGCCUGUUCAUUUGCUAUGUAUGCAUUUUGUAGCCUUUGUUAUAUUGAACGAUACAAAUACUGUCUGCACCACAACACCUAAAUCAAUGAGAUUUCUUAAUGUGAUACUGUGGGGUUCACUGUAAGGGAAAGGAAAGGGUGGGGAAACCUUGGAAUAUCAACAUUCUGGGAAUCCACAAAAUAUAUUUUUAUUUGGCAUUUUAAAUGGUGAUACUGUGGUGGUCUUUCUACUGUGGUGUUGACUACGUAACUCAGCUGCAACGCAGAAAACCAAAACGCCAUUCAGUCAAAAGGUAGCAGAGGAAUAAAUGACCAAAUGGGUUUUCUGAAAAGUAUGUUUCGUUAUUAAGCUUUCACCUUGAAAGGGAACGCUUGGGUACAAUGCUAUAUGGCCAGUUACAGGCCGGUUGAAUUAAAUAGGCAUGACAGUGCAGUUCUGUGUAUGUCUACUCAAAAGUAAGCCAGAUUGAGUUCAGUUAGGCUUGCUCCCAGCCUGCAGUCCUGCAAUCUACCUGGCAAUAAAUCCCAGUUGAGACAUAUAUAGGAUGCUGCUAUAAUUCUGCCUAACUGUGGCAACAGGUCUUACUUUUGUGUGUGUGACUAAGAAACAUGUGUCUUGUGAAGAGGCCUAUCAUUAAAAAAUAUGUGCUGUUACAUGGACACACACACACACACACACACACACACACACACUCUGUUUUAAAGUGAAUGUUCUUGCAGGAGGAUGAAGGAAGGGAACACGUUAACCAGUGAGUAACAGAAAUAAACUUCUGGAUGAAAGCUUACUGUAUCACUGCAGAUGUUUAAAGUAUCUAGCUUGGCAGUGCCAUAAAUUAAUUUGUGUAUGUUUUGACAGCUCCACUAUAACUUCACUGGCACUCCAUCCAAAAUUACAUUUAUUAGGAAAUAAGUUGUGUUCAAAUCUAGUGAGGCUGAAAUCUUGUGCCUACGUAACUGGGAGGAAACCUCCCUGAACUCUGUGACCCUUACUUCUGAGUAGUCAGGAAUAGGAUUACACUCCAGUUGUGUUUUAAGGACCAGGGUGAGUUGGGGGGAUAGGAAUGGGGAGGCCAGAUAACUACCACGAGCCAAUGAUUUUUGUGUGCAUGGGAUGUCAGCAUUUGCACAACGUAAACUUCAUUAAGUGUCUUGCAGAUAAUAUUUUUGUUGAACUGUACAAAAAUAUCCAGGGGCCCAAUCACUGAAAGGGAGCUAGCAGCAAGAUACAUAUAUUUAGGCUGCUGUUGGAAUAAUAGUAAUAAUUUGAGCCAUUAAAUAUACAGUGAUUGGAAUUGUUGCUGAAAAAUUAGCAACAGACAUUAAAUAGGAAAACUGCAGCAGUGACUAAAAUGAACUGGAAGGAGACAUUGUUUACUUUUUAAAAUGACAUAGCUGUGCUCAUUACUGUUAAUUUGAAGCAAUUUGUGCACUUUAGAUUUAGUAGUCUGCAAAGAUACCAAGCCUAAAAACCUCUCAACAUCGAUGUGAUUGCACUUACUUGAUAUUUCCUCAUUUGAUAUUUGAUAUUUAGUUAUUUCAGCCUGAGCAUCAUUUCAGAGUUUAUUCAGUCUCGAGUUUGGGAUUUGUUAUGGUCAGAGUGUUGUUUGCUUUAUCACACAUUGCACAAAUUCACAUUUUGUAUUGUUACUGUGUAUUAGUUGCUUCCUAUACCUUGGACAGCUGCCUUUCGCACUGUAACUGUGACUUUCUUUCUUUUUUGUACACCAAAUAUUAGUGAAAUAUUUACAUGCUGACUCUUCUGUGUUCUACCUUUUUAAUAUGUGUAGAAAAUGUUUGAAUUUUGUCACAUUUCAAAAUAAAAUAUCCUGGAAGUAUUUUAA